GGAGGCCACGCGCAACCAAGAGAGACGCGCCUGCUAAGUCCUGCCUGGAGUUUGGCUGCUUCCAGGAGCUCCACGGCGGCGGCGGCGGCAGCAGCAGCGGAGCCAGAAGGAGGAGCCAGAGGCACGGCCGCUUGCAGCAGCGGGGCCAGCAGCUGCCCCGCUCCCGGUGGCGGCUCCCCGCACACCCCGCUGCCCUACGGAGCGCGAUGGGACGGUGCAACGAGACGGGAGCUCCUGCCCGCCGAGGUGAGUAACUUCCCUGGGCAGCAACAGCCUCUGGCUGGAGGGACCAGCGCUGCCCCCUUCCCAUGCAGCCCGACCUUCUUGCUAGGGAUGGUCUCCUGGUCCACCGCACCGUUCCGGUGACAACGUGUUUGGGGCUCCUUUCAGACCAAAUCCCACCUCCUCCCCCUCCUCUCCCGCCGCCGCCUUUCACCUCUCUCCGAGGCAUUGCGGUUCCAGAGUGUUCCUUCCUUGUGAAUGUUGAUCUGGCAGAGCUCUAGCUCGCUGCAGUGGGUGCUGCCCUAUGCCUCUACCCCGUGACCAGCUGCACUGUCCCCAGGGCGCCUCUCUGUGUCCUUACCUUUCCUGGGUUCAGCUUUGAUCUGCUUGCACCUCCGUUCAUAGCCCUUUUUUUUUUUUUUUUUUGCCCGCAGGUCUUGUGACACCGACGCCUUCCCUCUCCCUCCUUCAGGCGUUUCUCUCCCAGUUUUUGUCUGCACGCUAACACAGUUUAGCAGGGUCCCCCAGGGCAGUGGAAAAAGAGAUGCGGAUAGUGGCUGCUUGUUAUUAAAGGAGAUGAAGUUCUCUCUUUUCCGCCCCUUAUUAGAUCUAGGGGUGGUUGGAUUGGGAAUCAGUCCCGAUAUACCUAUAAGAAUGGAAGGCCGGGUGAUCAGUUGUUUCUCCCAAGUUAUUUUUUCUAUUUAUUAUUUUUUUGUUUUAGGUUGGAAGUGAGAUUUAGCAUUGCUUCUUAGGCUGAGAAAAGAUGGUCAGCUGUGGCAUUUUGAGGGUCUUCCCCAGCUUCUUCAUCCUGCUUAACACUGCUCAGUAACAAAUCAUCACACCACCUUUGAUAAACCAACAGCCUUCUAAAGGGACAGUCCUCAAAAAGUUUGUGAGGUGGGUCUCUCCCUGAAGGCACUCUUGGUUGUUAUGGCACAAAUGUGUCCCUGCCUCAGUAGGGUGCUCAGAUGGAGAAGAGGGUGGGACUCCUGCACCUUUAAUAAUGGUAUAGAAGAAAGAAAUGUCCCUCUUCUACCCAACUAUUAAACAUGCCUGAGUCCUGUCCUUGUUUUCCGUCUGGCCACCCUACUUCUGGAGCAGCUUUGAGGUGUUGAAAGAGACAGAUGCCCUGAUGAGCUGUUUUCAGCUUGUACCGUAUUUUUCGCUCCAUAGGACGCACUUUUUCCCCUCCAAAAAUGAAGGGGAAAUGUGUGUGCGUCCUAUGGAGCGAAUGCAGGCUUUCGCUGAAGCCUGGAGAGCGAGAGGCAUCGGUGCGCACCGACCCCUCUCGCUCUCCAGGCUUCAGGAAGCUAUCCGCAAGCCUUGCAAGCCCGGUGGGAGUUCCCGCGGGCUCACAAGGCUUGCAGGCAGCAGCCUGCAGCCCCGGCGAGUGUCCGCAAGCCUUGCGCGCCCGGCAGGAGGUCCCGCCGAGCUCGCGAGGCUUGGGGCAGCAGCCUGUCGCCGAAGCACGGGGAGCCCUCCGGAGGGCUCCCGUGCUUCGGGCGAGUGUCUGCAAGCCUUGCGCGCCCGGCAGGAGGUCCCGCCCAGCGCGCAAGGCUUGGGGCGGCAGCCUGUCGCCCGAGCACGGGGAGCCCUCCAGAGGGCUCCCGUGCUUCGGGCGAGUGUCUGCAAGCCUUGCGCGCCCGGCAGGAGGUCCCGCCGAGCGCGCGAGGCUUCGGGCGGCAGCUAGUCGCCCGAGCACGGGGAGCCCUCCGGAGGGCUCCCGUGCUUCGGGCGAGUGUCUGCAAGCCUUGCGCGCCCGGCAGGAGGUCCCGCCCAGCGCGCAAGGCUUGGGGCUGCAGCUUGUCGCCCGAGCACGGGAGCCCUCCGGAGGGCUCCCGUGCUUCGGGCGAGUGUCUGCAAGCCUUGCGCGCCCGGCAGGAGGUCCCGCCCAGCGCGCAAGGCUUGGGGCUGCAGCUGUCGUCCGAGCACGGGGAGCCCUCCGGAGGGCUCCCGUGCUUCGGGCGAGUGUCUGCAAGCCUUGCGCGCCCGGCAGGAGGUCCCGCCCAGCGCGCAAGGCUUGGGGCUGCAGCUUGUCGCCCGAAGCACGGGGAGCCCUCCGGAGGGCUCCCCGUGCUUCGGGCGAGUGUCUGCAAGCCUUGCGCGCCCGGCAGGAGGUCCCGCCCAGCGCGCAAGGCUUGGGGCUGCAGCUUGUCGCCCGAAGCACGCGAGGCUUGGGGCGGCAGCCGCGGGGGGGGGGGGAAUAAUUUUUUUUAUUCAUUUCCCCCCCCCAAAAAACGAGGUGCGUCCUAUGGACCGGUGCGUCCUAUAGAACGAAAAAUACGGUAAUUCUGAUAUGUGGUGCUCUGUUAACAGGACCUCCAUGUUUUCCAGGUUAAGUACUGCCUUUUCGUUCCUAUAAUAUCCCACAAUUAAGGUGGAUCUUGUAUCCUCUUGCAGACAUGUAAAGUUCUCUCCUUCCUAGGCUACUCUGCCAGUUUCCUGACGUGAACUGAGCCUCUAGCUGAACUCCUGGACUUUAUUUUGAUAAUUGAAUACAGUAUCUACAAAUCUCUCCCUUCCAUGACUUGACAAAGCUCAGGGAACAGAAUCUGAGAAGUCUGAGAUCUAUGAUUGGGUCACUGGUCUGUUGGUAGCAGAAGGCAAGAGAUAGUGUAGCAUGGGCGACAACAAGCCCAUGAAACAAGCCGACGAGUCACAAACCAACACAGAACUCUCUUUUUGAACUCUUUUUCAGGCAGGGGUUUAGAAACCACACAUGAGUUGGGGUGUCCAUCCAAAAGGUUGUAAGCAGGAGCCUGUUGCUUUGUUCAGUCUUUAUAGGCCCAGCCUCUGCCCUCAAGCAAUGGGCAAUUUUAAGACAUAGGUGGUGUGUGGGAUCUCUGACCUGCAUAUAUGUGUAAGAGCCUUAGGUCAGGUGGAUAGGGGACCCUGGGGUAGGCUACUUGGUGGAGUAUGUAAAAGAAUGGCCUACAACAUAGAAUGUAUGGGGUGUUAGUGAAGAGGUAGUACCUCUGAAGGGGGACAUGUUGUGUUCCUCCUGGGGUAGUUUGUCCACCUUUGGUUUCCACCCUGCACUCAGUUCUCACCUGUGGCUCCUAGCAGCUGUCAGCAUGUGACAGCAGCCACACCCUGGGAAAUGGCUUCAACUGGCCAGCUAAACCAGGUGAGGGUAGCCGAUAGGUCUCAAACCCACUGUGAGGGGUCCCCUGCACGCAAAUACAGUCUCUGGUGGACGAAGACGAUGGUCAGGAAGGCAGUUUCUGCAUGUAUUGUAGAGAUAACUGCGUUACAGGAUAACUUUGGGAGAAGAAAAGGCUAAGGAGUAAACCCGGCACAAAUCCGGAGUGGAGUCCCUAAGGCGGUUGCAUGGCGUCUUGUACACCUCCUGCCAGCAACUCCUGCAGCCAAGCUGGUGCCAACUGUAUUUCUCUGUUUUCCUUUGAACCACAUCAGCAAGGCCGAGAGGGGGCAGAUCUUGUCAUCUGGGCAGCGCAGGACCUCCAUACACAUGGUCCAGGCUUGCGCCCCAGGGAGGUCACUUGGGUGCUGCAAAUGUAGCAGUUUGACUUCACUCCUGGAGGAGCACUCCAUUGUAUCUCGAGACAGACGGAUGUCAACAACAACAUAAAACUGGGAUAAACAUGACUGUGGCCAUGAGAACUUGCUUUUAUGGCAGUACAUAGAAACAUAGGUAGUUGCUUUGCAUUGAAUCAGACCACUGGCCCACCUAGUGCAACAUUUUCUACACUGACUGCCAGUCACUCUCCAGAGUUUCAGAUAGGAGCCUUUCCUAGUCCUACCUGGACAUGCCAAGCAUUGAAUCUGGGACCUUCCACAUUAAAACCAUGUGCUCUGUCACUGAGCUAGGACCCGCAGUAAUAUAUUAUACUGGUGUGCAAGGAUGAGAAGGAACACGAGUUAUUUUACCAAGACAACUUUAAGAAAAGAUCCUUCAUUCAGAUUACUGUGUGCCAUUGGCAGAGAGUAAAAAUGAGCAGCGUUAAUGAUGCCAAGAUGACUUGAUUCAAUCCCUUUCUCUUCCUUCUUCCUUACACCUCAGUCUUAGGGAAUGGAUUUAAAGACAAUGAUGCAGCUAGCAACCAGCCAACCUUGCUGAAGCUAAACAGGCCUACACCUUGCCAGGGCCUGGAAGGAAAGCUGCCUGGGAAGCCCGUAGAGCACACACUCCUCCCCAGGUUUGGUUCAUGGUCUCACCAGGCAAAGGGAAAUGCGUCUCUCUGGAAAGAUGCUGCCUGGGUAGACAAUACUGAGCUGGACAGACCAAUUGCCUGGCUUGGUGUAAUUCAACUUCCUGUGUUCCUAAACAUUCCUGUGUUCAUGAUACUGUUUCCAGAGGGAUAGCUGUCUUAGCCAGCUGUAGGAAGAACAACAGAGCCUUGUGUCACCUUGAAGACUAACAGAUUUAUUAUGGCAUAAGCUUUUGUGGACUACACCCACUUCAUCAGAUGUAGGAAGUGCAUUUUCAUGCAUCUGAUUAAGUGGACUGUUGUCCAUGAAAUCAUACGGCAUAAUAAAUCCGUUAGUCUUUUGGUGACAUAAUACUUUUUUUUGUACUUCAUGCAGAUGAGCCCUAGAAAUGUCUUGUCUGGCAUAUUCAGGCAUUUACCUGCUUUGCUGCUGGAUCAUGACCCCAGUGAUGCAGUUAGGUCAUUUUGGACUCUGGGCCUAAGGGUCUUACGUGGGGCCCCUUCUUUAGGUGGCAAUCUGGAUUUGUUUUACUUCAGACUCUGCUAAGUCAGCCUUACUGUUCUGCCUGACUGUCUCCCUCCCCACUGCCUCAGUUCACUGGAGUUCUGGACCCCAAAGUCUAGCCUUGAGAGCAUCACUGUGUUGCUCUCUUGUGAUUGAUGAGGAUCCCUGGACCUUUUUGCCCCUGUGUUCUUUCUGCGUACGAGUCACUAGUAAAAUAUAAAACCUAGUUGUUGUUCCCCAGAGGCAUGGCUCUGUAUUCUUGAGUUUAAUUCCAUUUUAUAUCUCUCCAGUUCCUAAGGUCGUCUGUUUCAUCCUGCCUACCUUUGGAGCUUUUCUCUAGGUUAUCUCUGCCUCUCACUAUGGUGCUAUCGCCAGCACCUUCCCUCCCACAAGGGCAUUGUUGAAAAAAAUAUGGAAUAAAACAGGAUCCCCCAGAAGCUCCACUUAUUGUUUCUCAUUUUCCUGGUGACAGUUGUGAUCCAGCAAGGUUGGGAGGGUCACGUGUUUCUCACCCUGUGCUAACUUAAAAGUUUACUUUUGUAAAGGUAAAGGUGCUUAUGUCCAUUAGAAAGAUGGUUCGUUUAGCUCAGGCAUCCCAGCCUUCGGCCCUCCAGAUGUUUUGGACUACAGUUCCCAUCAUCUCUGACCACUAGUCCUGUUAGCUAGGGAUCAUUGGAGUUGUAGGGCAAAACGUCUGGAGGGCCUCAGGUUGGGGAUGCCUGGUUUAGCUCCACAUUCUUUCUAGCACUACUAGCUCUGCUAAUGUCUGGGGUGGGAUAGGAAUGCCACAGCUGAGAGAUGAUAAUGACACCAGACUCUUGUCUGAUAAUGGGUGUGCUACAUCUGAAUGAGGAACUUUUUAUUUUGGACUUUUGCAUCCCGUAGCUGCUGGAUCCAUGCACUUGUCUCAUUGAUGUUUAAAGUCAGUUAUGCAAGUUGUAAUUGCAACAAUACCGCAAAAUGUUGUGAUUACAACUUGCACAAAUGAGUUCUCUGUGUGUGUGUGUGUGCGCGCGCGCUUCCAUUUGUCCUGGGGCUGCUUCUCUCUGGUUUUUGUGGAUGACUGAGUUUUUUUCUCCCUGCCUCUCAAAAUUAUUAUCCCCUUAUACAAGCAUUUUGAAUUGAGCACGAAUGUAUAAGCCUCAGUCGUGACCUUUUUUAAAAAGCUGACCAUCUUGCAUUCUUCCCUGUUAAAAUAGUUUUCCAAAUGCAUGUUUCCUGGUUGACGGAUAACAUGGGGUGCAGGGUUACUUGCAGAGGAGAAAUGGCUGGUGGAAGAGGGCACGUGUACUUAACCCUUCUCCUGCGAUUCUGCUAGGAUUCUUUUCUGUCCCCAUGGAUGGACUUAUCCACCAGUAUUGGAGUCCGGUUGAAUCAAAUUAAAGGAAGAAAUGGCCAGGCUGUAGAGUUGCAGGGGAGACUUGGUGGGUGGUGAAGGGUUAAGCAUCCCUUCCCAUCAGCUGAUUAUCACCUGCCAGUAGCCCUUUGUGCAUCCCUGUGUUGGUGUUACACAGCAAAUAGAGGGUUGAGAAUCCCUUGUUUGCUGCAUAAUGUUUGAUUAUACCCCUAAGCAAAGGAAUGGUUGUAACUCUCCCAUGGGAUUAAUGGUGCAGAAUUUCACUAUCCCGUUGCCUUUAAAAUUGCACACUGCUCUUGUUUAAACUUACCUGCCAUUAUCAGAGGCUAAGUAUGGUUAUUAAGCCAAAAUAGUCGGUUUGUGGAUGUUGCUUAUGUAUGGAAGACUGUGUACAUAAGUAUUUCCCCCCCCCCCCUCGGAGAUUGAAACGUUGCUGUGUUCCCCUGAUGCUGUUCUAUAAAAGGGCUCUAACGUGAAAAGGAAUGGAAUUGCUGAGUGUGGGUGGAAGAAAGAACAGCUGCAAAUGAGCCCCUGUUACAGGAGCUGGAUUCAGGUUGUGUGUGUUGCAGCCCUGCCAAAGAAAACCAUAGCGGUGUCUAAACGUCUCUGGGGCACCUCAGAACAGACAGUUAGUUACUUGGAAACUCAAGUCUGGAAGUGUGUGCCUUAACGAAAGAUUUUGCAAUCUCUCGGGCACUUUUUGCUUUUUCAAGCCACCGUAUAACUGUAUGAGCCUGCUUUUAUUGAGAAAGGGGGGGAAAUCACGUGGGAUUAAAGGAGAUGUUAGUAUUGCUCUUUGACUGAAAAUAAAAUUUGUAGGCAGUGUGGUAUAGUGGUUAGAAUGCUGGGCCACAACAGUGGAGACCCAGGUUCAAAUCCCCCCCCCCAGUCAUGAAGUUCACUGAGUGACCUGGAAGCAGUUGUCAUCUCCCAGCCUAACCAGUGCAGCUGGGCAGUUUUAGACCAGGGAUGAGAAGCCUGUUGGACUACAACUCCCAUCAUUGCCAAGCCUUGUCCAUGCUGCCUGGGGCUGACAGGAGUUGGACUCCAACAGCACGUGGUGGGCUGUAGGUUCCCCAUCUCAUAAGAAAUAACCAGCUGGAUACGGCCAAUGGCCCAUCUAGUCAAGCAUCCUGUUCUCACAGCAGCCAGCCAGAUGCCUGAAGCAGGACCCAAGCUCAUGAGCACUCUGUCCUCCAGCAACUGAGAUUCAGAAACAUUAGUGCCUCUGACUGUGCAUAACCAUCAUGGCUAGUAGCCAUCAGUAGCUAUGUUUCAGACUCUGGACUUAAUGGACUUAAAGCCCCCCACUUCUCUUUAGGUCAGCUUUUCCCAAACUUGGGUCUCCAGUUGUUUUCGAACUACAGUUCCCAUCAUCCUUGACCACUGGUCUAGCGAGCUAGGGAUGAUGGCAGUUGUAGUCCAGAAACAGCUGGAGGCCCAAGUUUAGGAAACACUGCUUUAGAUGGUAAUGUUCACUCAAAACGUGGUGAACCAGACCUGCAGUGCAUCUGCUCAUUUGGCAGAGGGAUGCCCUGAACGUCUUAAGUCCUCUGCUGACAGCAUAACCACCUACCUUGUAGAGCAGUUGUGAGGAUACAAGCAGUGGAAGAGGACCUUUGGAUUUGUUAGCUGCCCUGAGAUUACUUUUGCCAAAGGGUGAGAUUAAAAUUGCAUCAAUAAAUAAAAACGAGUGAGCACAUGAAUUAUUUCAGAUGUGGCAUGGGCAGAUACGAGCCUGCCCUCUUUGAUCCACCCCCCUUCUCUUCUCCCAUUUACUAAUGCAUGCUCAGUGCUAUUUGAUUGUUUGCUUUUGUAGAAAUCCGCUAUUAAGUACUUCUGAGCUUCCUUUAAUUCCUUUUUUAAUUACAUUAUAUUGUGAGCUUAGUGUUUUUCUUUUGUACGCAGUAAAAAAAAAAAAAUCUGUUAUGGAUUAGCUGAAGGUAUGUUUGACAAUCUGCUUCUGAAAAUGAUUUCCUAAAUUAUAAAGUGCACUUAACCUUUUGUUAUCGUUUGUUCAGAAGGGAGACUGUUCUGGCCAGACCUUCAUUCCAUCCCUUUAAACAAGCAAUGUGGCCAAUGUGAAUUCCUGAUUCUUCCUGACUUGUUGAUGUUUUACACUUCCUAAGCAUACAAUCAGACAGGAGAUCAAGAGGGCUUAGGAAACUAACAUCAGAUGGGGGUUGAGCUGCUGUCCCAGUAAAGAUGCUUGUGCCAUAUGCUGCUCUGACUUUGUGGAAACAAAUUCCCUUCCGAUAGAAAAGAAGUGCAUGAAAUAUUAGCAUGAUGGAAAACUUCUGUUGCAGGUCUUUGCCCUCCUGUUCUGAGGCUUGUUCUUUGCCGCUCCAGAGGACAGGACUCUUCAUCUUAGGGUGGUGGGUUCGAGCCUCACAUUGGGCAAAAGAUUCCUGAGUUGCAGAGGGUUGGGCUAGAUGACCCUCCUGGUCCCUUCCAACUCUACAAUUCUAUGAUAAGCCAGUCAAUCAGUUAAUCAAGUUGAUUGCCACUGUAGAAGCUUUUAAUGUUUGAUGUACUAUAGUAUUUUAAUAUUUUUUGGGAAGCCGCCCAGAGUGGCCGGGGAAGCCCAGCCAGAUGGGCAGGGUAUAAAUAAUAAAUUAUUAUUAUUAUUAUUAUUAUUAUUAUUAUUAUUAUUAUUGAUAAAAAUAGUAAUGAUGGUGAUGAUGAUGAUGAUAAUAAUAAUAAUAAUAAUAAUAAUAGCAGCUCAGUAGUAGAUCACAAGGGACACAGGUGGCGCUGUGGGUUAAACCACAGAGCCUAGGACUUGCCAAUCAGAAGGUCGGCGUUCGAAUCCCCACGACGAGGUGAGCUCCUGUUGCUUGGUCCCAGCUCCUGCCCACCUAGCAGUUCGAAAGCACUUCAAAGUGCAAGUAGAUAAACAGAUACCGCUUCGGCGGGAAGGUAAACAGCGUGUCCAUGCACUGCUCUGGUUCGCCAGAAGCGGCUUAGUCAUGCUGGCCACAUGACCCAGAAGCUGUACGCCGGCUCCCUCAGCCAAUAAAGCGAGAUGAGCGCCGCAAUCCCAGAGUCAGCCACGACUGGACCUAAUGGUCAGGGGUCCCUUUACCUUUACCUAGUAGAUCACAUGCUUUGUGUGCAAUGGGCCCCAGGUUUUAUCACCUUCCCUUCCAGGUAGGGCUGUCUGAAACACUGGAGAACUGCUGCCGGUCAGUGUUGACAGUACUGAGCUAGAUGGACCUGUGGCUUGGUUACAAGGCAGCUUCCUGAGCCCUGUUGCCCGGGGUGGAUGGGAGUUGUGGUCUAAAAACAUCAGGAGAGCACUAAGCUGGCAAAGGUUGCUCUAGACUCACAUACAAGAAGGCUCCUAUCUCCAGCCUUUUACCAAUUAAUAUGGCAGAACAUUCAUUGAAGUUAAUGCAUUGGAGCCUUGUGGUCCCCUAGCAUGUUGAAAGUGGGCAAAUGGGCGUGCAUGCAAAGCGUUAGGGCAGAUCUCACAAAACAAGCAGCCUGUUCUCGGCACUUGAAUCAGCAGCAACUUUUGGGCCAGGGAGUUACGGUUUCUUUUAGGAGUGAUUCCUAUGCCUGCCCUGGGAAUUGCUGUGAGCGAGGCUACAUAAAAAAUUGGUGCAGAAAGCAAAGUUCUGAAUCAGCCUGGCGACUCUUGGUUAGGAUAUUUAAAAGUAUCACUGAAUUCAAUUUUUAGCAGUUUAGUAAGAUAUAAUUGAUGCUCAUGCCUUUUGAUUCCCUUAUUAAAUGACUGGUAUUUGUUGUGUAUAAAUUAUAGCCCCUUGCAAAUUUGAAAAUUAAAUAAUUUCAAAUGCCAUUAAUUACAAGCUGUAAAUGUUAGGUCAUAAUGUGAAAGCAACUAGUAAUGUUUUAAUGUGUGCUGAUUUGGGAUCCAACCUUGCAAGCAUUCAUAUAAUUAACUUAAAAUGUGAAUAUUUCCAUAAGAGCCCAUACAACGACUACGCUUUUCUGUCAAAUUAGGAUUGUAUAAACGUUUCAAAGAUGGAGCAUGUGUAUAUAGUGUGGCUGCUUUAUUGAUUUGCAUUUUCCAGUGAAACAUAAAAUAUUUUCACCUGGAUCAUUAGCUUAGCUGAAUAGUGAACAAAUCCUCUAGAUCCUUUUUGUCAUUUAAUACUUUGCUUUUUGCAAUAUUUGUUCCAGUAAAGGUUUAAUUCUGCAUUAAGCAAUAUGGUGCAUAAAUAACUUUUCACAAUUGUACAGCUUGCUUUUUUGGGAGGAAGUGGGGGUACAGCAAAGGUGCACGAGUGGCAAAGAUAACUUGGGAUCCCUGGACCUUAAAGAACAUUCAAGGCCCAGGGAUUUUCAGGGACCGCUGGUCUCUGAUUGGCAGUGCUUGCAAGCCUCACUUUGUCAAGGAACAGCAUCGUAACCUGUCCCAAACCUGACAUCACAUGUGACAUCAGAUGUCUGUCAGCUGGGCAUAGCUUGGGGAGAUGGCCUGGUGGGCCACAUGGGGAAGCCAGGUGGACCUAGUGAGGCCUGCUGGCCAGAGUUUUCCCUCUGCUCCUUUGUAGGAAGUGUUCAGCAUCAUCAACUUAAUUUCAUGGAGUGAAGCAUCACAUCUUGUUAUAGAAAUCCAGGUAACAUGGGAAGGGCGUCAUCUGGCUCACAUAUAGAUUGUUAGUUUAGAGCAGGUGAGUGGUUAAAACUGCACCGUUGAGGAGUGCCUAACACUUCCCAUGAGCUUCCUCUGAUGGUUUACAGUAAAAAAAAGAAAAUCAAGAGAAAGCACCCCUUUCUUCACUUUUUUUGUACAGCUGGUGAUACAGAAUAGAUGCCCACCUGAUUUUCAUUCAGCAGUAGCAUGGUAGCCACAGGCAGUAUUUUUUGUUUAAAAAUGAGGUGCCUCAUAUCUUAAUAAAAGUACUGAGUAAAUCUGUAGAGACUGCAUGUCUCUCAAGAAAUCCAACUCCCUUUAAGGUCUAGGAAGUUCCUGCUCCAAUCCUUGCAUUAACAAAGUAGAAAUGGUGGUAGCUAUUAGCAGGAGCUAUUAGCUGCCCUGAGCUUUUUGAAUGAGCUCAUGAAGGUGAUGGCAUCAGUUCACCCCUUUUGAAUUUUCUGGAUCGGAUGCAAAGUACAUCUUUUUAAUAUUUCCUUUGGGAUCUGUUAUAGAUUAUGAUCUUUAAGCUGCCUGCUAUUUUGGUGUAAGCUUUUAUGAAUUUUUAACUUCUUCUUUUUAAAUAGCUCUUACGUCUUGGAUUGUUUUUAUUGUGGCGAGCUGCUUAAGCCAUCUCGAACACAGGGUGAAGUGUGUGAUACAGGAGUGCAAUAAAUAAACGGCACCAGGUUGAAAAAGCCUACACGGAUUGGCAGUGACUUUCCAGGGUCUCAGGCAGAAGGGUCUUUCCCCACCCUACCUGGAGGUGCCAAGGAUUGAACCUGGGUCCUUCUGCAUGUAAGCAGAGGGGCAAGCAACACCAGUCACUACUAAACCCUGCGCCAAAAGGAAUGCUGGAUGUGAAGCAGCCACGCUCCAUCAGUUGGACCCAAAGAAGGCAGUCCAUCCUGGUUAGACGCUAAUCCUCUCCAGAAUGGACUGAAUUUAAGAAACAGACUGACAUCAGUGGGAAGACACCUGGCGUCCUCAUUCAAGCCCUUGAGCUACCGUAUUGGCCUGAAUAUAAGCCGCACCUGCAAAUAAGCCACACCUUUAAAAUUUGGUUGCUUGGGGGAGGCUUGGGAGCCGCAGAUGGGACAGGACAGGCGCCAUUGCCCCACGCUCCUGGGCUGCUCUUUAUGGGGGGGGGGUCAUGUUGCUUUGCCGGCGGCCUUCUCCCUCUUCCCCCUUAUCUCUGGCGGCUUGAGGGAGGCUUUGGAGUAGCGGGUGGGCCACACGAUCGGAAUGGGGGGGGGGAGUGUGUGACAUAUUUGGGUCAGUACGGGACAUGGUGGCCAGUAGAACAUCACGUUUUCUUUUGUUAGGCUGGUGUUGGAGUAGUAUGCUCCCCCGCACUGGAGAAAGCUAGUUUUUAUUUGAUGGGAGGGAACCUUUUUUGGGGGUGGGGUGGGAAUCAGGCUUCCCCCCCCUUCUUUAGUGAUGAUCCUAUUACCCAUCUCUUGCAUCAGGGGUUCGUGCUCACUUAACUAAUGAUAAAGCUGAAUUUUACGCAUGAAGAGCUGGCUGUUCUGCAGAUUUACUUUUAUAACUAGGAUUAUAUUUCAUUGUGACAGUUGAGCACAUCUACACAUUAAUUUUAUAUCCUUAUUAAGGCGACUUAAAGCUAAAGUUGGAAACAGUAACUUGGUGUUCUAAAUGUGCAAUUUUUUUAAAAUAGUGAGAUUUAUGAAACUUUGAAUGUUAAACGUGUCAGAGAAAAGUUAUUUUCAGGGAGGGAGGGAGGAAUAAUAAUCUACAAUUAGCAGCACCGGCUGUUAUUCAGUACAGUGGUGCCUCGCAAGACGAAAUUAAUUCGUUCCGCGAGUUUUUUCGUCCAGCGAAUUUUUCGUCUUGCGAAGCACGAAAUCCCAUAGGAAUGCAUUGAAAUUCAAUUAAUGCGUUCCUAUGGUCAAAAAAAGUCCAGUCAAAGCCAAAUUCGGUACAACAAGAGUUUAUUAACUGCUCUUUAAAGUCACACAUACUUUAAAGAGCAUAUCAAAAAUUGAAGGAACAAUAAAUUAAGUUUCUAAACAUGACAGGAAAAACAUUUAAAAAUCAAAAAGGGUACAUUACAUUUUCUAAGACUCUGGGGACCACUCGAAGAAGGUUCCUCUUCCACUCUUUGCUUCUUGCUGAGGAACCUGUCCAUGGUCUGCUGCUUCAUCCGCCGUUUCAGCAGCUCCUGAGAGGCGACAUGACCGUCAGUAUCAAAAAUGUUCGCUUGGUCAUGUGCCACGUGCUUGUCAGGGUGGUGCCGCUCUGCAAAAGCCUGCACCUCAUUCCACUUCUGGCAAAUGUCCCUCAGUUCUUUGGAGGACAGCCGUUCCUCAGUUGCUUCCUCCUCUUCCAGCGAGGCCUGCUCCUGCGCAACCUCUGACUGCAGUGCAACCAGCUCCUGGGUGGUCAGCUCGUGGUCGUGCUCCUCCACCAGCUCGCAAACGUCCUCCUCUGUGACGUUCAGGCCCAAGGUCCUCCCCAAGGCAACAAUGUCCUGCACCACUGUCGACUCUGGUGCAUCAGAGUCACUUGGUGCCACACAGUCCGGCCACAGGCUGCGCCAAGCGCAAUUCAAAUUCCUCUGGCUGAUCCCCUUCCAGGCCGUGGUGAUCAUCUUCAAGCAGGUGACGAUGUCGAAGUGGUCCUUCCAGAAUUCCCGCAGGGUGAUGGUGGUGCAAUCAGUCACCUCGAAGCAUCGCCUGAAAAGCUCCUUGGUGUAGAGUUUCUUGAAAUUGGCGAUGACCUGCUGAUCCAUCGGCUGGAGCAGUGGCGUGGUGUUAGGCGGCAGGAACAUGAUGUUGAUGAAGCUGAACUCCUCCAACAAGUCCACCUCAAGGCCUUUAGGAUGAGCAGGAGCAUUGUCCAUCAGAAGCAAAGCCUUCAGCGGCAGGUCAUUGUCCAGCAGGUACUGUUUGACAGCAGGGCCAAAGGCAAGAUUGACCCAGUCCACAAACAGCACACGUGUGACCCAAGCCUUGCUGUUGGAUCGCCACAUGACACUCAGCCGCUCCUUGUCGACCUUGUGUUUCUUGAAGGCCCGUGGGUUCUCCGAGUGGUACACCAGCAGGGGCUUGAUCUUCAGGUCGCCGCUUGCGUUGGCACAGAAGAGCAGGGUCAGACGGUCCUUCAUGGGCUUGUGGCCAGGCAACUUGGCCUCCUCCUGAGUGAUGAAAGUCCUUUUGGGCAUCCUCUUCCAAAACAGCCCGGUCUCGUCGCAGUUGAAGACCUGCUGUGGAACGUAGCCCUCCGUCUUCACAACCUCCAGGAACUCCAAGGCAAAGUCUUCAGCCGCAGGAACAUCAGAACUGGCAGCCUCUCCAUGCCUGACCACGCUGUGGAUUCCGGAUCUUGCCUUGAACCGGUCAAACCAGCCUCUGCUUGCCUUGAAGACUUCUGGCUCGGCCGAGGUUCCUGGCUGUUCCCGGAUGAGGUCUGCGUGCAAGGCCUUGGCCUUCUCACAAAUCACGGCCUCAGUCACUGUGUCCCCUGCACGCUGCUUCUCUUCUAUCCAGAUGAGGAGCAACUUCUCGACCUCCUCCAGAACAGCUGGGCGGUUCUUCACGAUCCUGGUGACUCCCUUGGCUGCAUCAGUCGCAAGGAUCUUCUCCCUCAUCUUCAGGAUGGUCCCGAUGGUCGAUGGGUUCCUGCCGUACUCCCUGGCGAGGUCCGUCACACGCAUUCCACCGUCGUGCUUCCGGAUGAUCUCCUUCUUCAUCUCCAGCGUCACCUUCUCCUUCUUCCUCUCGCCGGCCUCCGCAGCAGCAGCAGUCUUCUUGGGUCCCAUGGCAGCACAGCUGUUACCUUUGUAAAACUCAGAAAAAGAAAAAAAAAUCAGCAAUUCAAACCCACAACCAAGUCCUUGAAUUCCAAACACCCAACCCAAAAUCCAAAACCCCCCCAAAAAUUUUAAAAGUUUAACUUACGAAAUGGCUGCAAAUCACCAAAGUCUUCAAAAUCCUCAAAUGGCUGCAAAAGAAAUUUUGGGAAAGCUUUAAAAAUCACCAAAGUCUUCAAAAACCUCAACUGUUCCCCCAGCCCCUCCCCAACUGUUGCAAACCCCUCCCCAACUGUUGCAAACCCCUCCUCAACUGUUCCCCCAGCCACCCAGCACACAGAAAUUCAAAACCCAGAAACUUUUUCAAAAAAAACAACAUGGCCCAAUGGUUACAGAAAACCAUAAAAAUUCAAAAAAAGAACACAAGCUCCCAGAUUCCUGCAAACCCCUCCUCAACUGUUCCCCCAGCCACCCAGCACACAGAAAUUCAAAACCCAGAAACUUUUUCAAAAAAAAACAACAUGGCCCAAUGGUUACAGAAAACCAUAAAAAUUCAAAAAAAAGCACACAAGCUCCCAGAUUCUUGCAAACCCCUCCCCAGCUGUUCCCCCAGCCACCCAGCACACAGAAAUUUAAAACCCAGAAACUUUUAUCAAAAAAAAAAACAUGGCCCAAUGGUCACAAAAAUCAUAAAAAUUCACAAAAUAGCACACAACCUCCCCGAUUCUUGCAAACCCCUCCCCAGAUGUUCCCCAUCCACCCAGCACACAGAAAUUUAAAACCCAGAAACUUUUUCAAAAAACAACAACAUGGCCCAAUGGUCACAAAAAAUCAUAAAAAUUCAAAAAAAAGCACACAAGCUCCCAGAUUCUUGCAAACCCCUCCCCAGCUGUUCCCCCAUCCACCCAGCACACAGAAAUUCAAAAAUUCAAAGCCAGAUUUAAAAAAAAAAAAAAAUAAACAUGGCCCAAUGGUCACAGAAAAUCAUAAAAAUGCAGAAAAAAACCACACAAGCUCCCAGAUUCUUGCAAACCUCUCCCCAACACCAAGUCCUUGAAUUCUAAACACCCCAACCCAAAAUCCCAAAAACCCAAAAAAGUUUUAAAAGUUCAACUUACCAAACAGCUGUAGAAGAAGUUUUGGAAAAGCUUCAAAAUCCAGCAAACUCUUUAAAAAGCUCAGAAAGGCCCCCACACCGCGUGCAAUGUGUUGCUCCUCGAGGUCAAGUCGCAACUGCACCUCUUCAAGCAAUGCACCCUGGGUUUUAACGGUUUUACGAAAAAGGAAACAAACUUGCAAGACGUUUUCGUCUUGCGAAGCAAGCCCAUAGGGACAUUCGUCUUGCGAAGCAACUCGAAAACGAAAAAACCUUUCGUCUUGCGAGUUUUUCGUCUUGCGAGGCGUUCGUCUUGCGGGGCACCACUGUAUAUGUUAAAUGUUUACCCACAGGCUGCUGCAGAGAAUCUGCGCAAUAGAACCCAUGCAGUCUAAAAGGUUAGAAAAGGACUGGGAAAAUAUCCAGGUAAAAAUAUUUGGUGUAUAAAACCAGGCUAGGGAGAAGUAUAUCCUGUGUAGGCUUCCAAGGGCCAGAUAGAUAAGCUUGGAGGGCCACAUUUGGCCCCCAGGCCUGAGAUUCCCCACUUAUGGGUUGGAGUGUCAGGCAUAACAACAACAACAACAAUUUUGUACCUCUCCCAUCAGACUGGGUUGCCUCAGCUACUCUGGGUGGCUUCCAACAGAAUAUAUGAAAACAUAAGAAAACAUCAAACAUUAAAAGCUUCCCGAUACAGGGCCUCAGAUGCCUACAGAGCAUCUUAUAACUGUUAAUCUCUUUGACAUCUGACAGGAUGUGGCGAGUGCCACAUCCAAGAAAGCCUUUUGCCCUGUAACUUCAUUUCUCACAAUGAGGGAACCACCAGAAGGCCCUUGGGGCUGGACCUCAGUGUUCAGGCUGGACAAUGGUGGUGGAGAUGCUCCUUCAGGUAUUCAGGCAUAUACCCACUCGGCCACUGAGCUCACUGCGCGGCCUUCGCUGCCUCGUAGCCUACAGGUACCUCAGGGUGGUGGUGAGGGUGAACUAAUGGAGAGGGGGAAUGUACCAUAACUCACAUUGGGAGCUCCUUGAAGGAAAAGUGGACUAUAAAGAAAUUAGAUGUCAGCACUGAAAGUCCUUGAGCCAAACUGGGCCCUUGGAAUUGUGGGAAUUGAAUCUACACCUGCUAAGAGAUUUGAAAACAAAUCUGAGUUGCCAGUGGCUAUGGCAAGGAAGGGGGCAUUUUUCAGCCUAAGGGCCGCAUUCCCUCAUGAUUAACCUUCUGUGGGCCAUCACUGGACAUAGCCAAUGCCAAAAGUGGUUGGGGCCACCUACACAUACUGUCUGUUACCCCCCCCCCAUAACUCCCACAUCCACCCACUCAUAUUUUCAUUUUGCUCCACCCUGUCUCAAACUUGUUUACUUGGAAGUAAGUUCCAUUGAUCGGAGUGAGACAUGGUUCCAGAUAAUUGUUUUUAGGAUUGCUGCCUAAUGUACAUUUUUUAAUAGCCAUAAUUGCUAGUGCAUUAAACUGAACCAUUACCUCCCAAGAGCUGUACAAAUCUACUUAAAUCAAUGUCAGGAUGUCUGAUGCAUCUCGGCGUACUUCUGAGGGGAGAAUAAUGCUGAUCUAAGAACUAUUACACUCAAUAACAUUGCGUGAAGAGAAGCAUUCCAAGUUUUCCAUCUUUGGGCUAUUGACAUGGUUGUUUUAAUAAUAUGUAGAUCAUGCUUGUACUUCAAUACCAGACUGACAAUUUCUAAAACUCUUACAGGACAGUAUCGCCCUUUAAAUUAUUUUGCCUAGGAGGUGGCUAUUAACUGUUCCUGUAUAGUAAUAUGUCUUUUUUGUGUGUGUAGUUAAAAACAUAGAAUUUCUAAAGGCCACUACUUUUAUGCACUGACUGGAAUCCUGUCCAUGUUUACUCAGAAGUAAGCCCCAUUGAGGUCAGUGAUGUCCAGGUAAUUGGGUAUAGAACUGCAGCUUGAGCGCGAAAUCCUCAAAUUCUCUGCAUUGUGAUUAGCAGGAUUUUACCACUGCAGUGUCUCAGGGGCAUACUACAGUGCCCUCUGCUGCUCUGCUUAGUUUCAAUGGGACCAUUGCAGGGGAUCUUCCCAGAAGAUUGCACUCCAGAGCUGACAGCUGUUUGAAGUGCAUUUCCUUAAGGUAGGGUUCUCAUUGUGGGAUCUAAAGCUGUCAGUCAAGUCCAGCAUUCCGAGAGAGGACUAACUGCCUCUAUGUGGCAGGCAGUUUUGUCAGUUGGUCUGUUGGUCGGUUGCUGCAAGGAGUGUUAACUGCUCGGAUGCAGUCUUCUCAUGACUCACUACGAUCUAGUACAGUGGUACCUCGGGUUACAUACGCUUCAGGUUACAGACUCCGCUAACCCAGAAAUAGUACCUCGGGUUAAGAACUUUGCUUCAGGAUGAGAACAGAAAUCGUGCUCCGGUGAAAGCAGGAGGCCCCAUUAGCUAAAGUGGUGCUUCAGGUUAAGAACAGUUUCAGGUUAAGAACAGAACUCCAGAAUGUAUUAAGUUCUCUUUUUUUCAAUUUUUUAAAAUUGGUUUUCCAAAUUUAUAACAAAUAAAACACAAAAUGACAAAUAACAAAACAUAUAAAAAAGAAAAACAAACAUACAAUCAAAACUUCUUACAGCUAUAAAUCCAAAUUAAAAGAAUGAAUUAAGUUCUUAACCCGAGGUACCACUGUAUAUAGUUUAUCUGUUAUGUAACCUAAGCCUGCCUUCAGGAACAACUCUGUAAACCUGAAUGAAUCUGAUAGUAAAGUAGUUUAUGUUAAUAUGAUUCAGAUUCAUGUGUGUUUUCUUUUAGAGGGACAGAAAGGGAUUAUCAACCAGGAAGGUAUAAUUAUUGAAAAGACUGUUUUAAUGAAAUUAAUGAAGCAGUAGGAUCCGAAAUUGAAAUUGCAGAUGGAAAUAUUGUCAAAGCGAGAGGGGCUGGUUCUGUGAAUUCGAAAUUUAAUGUAGAAAAUAAACUUCUGCGAUUUCAAUUUCGGAUCCUACUUCUUCACUCAUGUGUUUGGCCAGAUCCACACCACACUGUUGCAGAUUAACACUUUUCUUAUUGAUUUUGGUGUGUAACAGGCUGAGAGUAGAAGCAAAUUAAAUGGUCUGUUGAGCUCAACAGUGACCAUUAAAAUAAAUAGUACCAAAACUUGAGGUUGAUUACUUGGUGGGGCCCAAUUUUAAUCAGCUGGAAUGAAAGUUAAGAACAUACUUGUCCCUUGUUUGUGGCUACUUUGGCUUUAGUAUGUUACUGUACUGCGGAACAAAAAAUAACAUGUUAAAGAUGGCUAUUAAUCAUCUUUUUAAUGGAAAUUGAUCAGAUUAAAAAUUUGCCUUUUUGUCCAGUUAAUCAGCAGACUUACUCCUGGCAGACUUCUUUGGGUUUGUAUUUGUGUGUGGUAUGCUUUUGUUUCUCCUGCUUUCCUAAGGUGUGUGUCUUCUUAAACAAAACUGGUGUAACAUAAUUUUCUUUUCAGAGGUGAGGUCUUGUGAAUCAAUGUAAAAUAACAAAGAAUCUGGUGGCACCUUAAAGACUAACCAAUUUAUUCUGGUAUAGGCAUGCGUGAACUAGAGUCCACUUGAUGAGAUACAAGAAGUCUAAUAGGGUCACUUACAUUAAUUUGCAUACAUUCUAGCUGUAAUUGAAUUGUUAAUCUGUAUCCUUUGCGUUUUAUUUCCCUCCAACCUCAUCGCUUACAAUUCCACCCAUGUAUACUUAUUCCUGCAGCUGAUAAUUCUCCUUCAUGCAUCUGAUCAAGCCUAGUUCAUGAAAGUUCAUUCCAUUAUAAAUUUGUUAAUUUUAAAGGUGCUGCUAGACUCUGUUUGUUAUAAUCUUUUAAAAAACAUCUUUACUGUACUGAGAUUCACAAUAUCCCAUCCAUAUCCUGUUGGCCAAUUACAUCAUUGGGCUUCAAAGCUCUGGUAGCGAUCAUAUACAGUGGUGCCUCGCAAGACGAAAUUAAUCCGUUCCGCAAGUCUCUUCAUCUUGCGGUUUUUUCGUCUUGCGAAGCACGGCUAUUAGCGGCUUAGCGGCUAUUAGCAGCUUUAAGAAAAAGGAAACAAACUCGCAAGAACUCGCAAGACGUUUCGUCUUGCGAAGCAAGCCCAUAGGGAAAUUCGUCUUGCGGAACGACUCAAAAAACGGAAAACUCUUUCGUCUAGCGAGUUUUUCGUCUUGUGAGGCAUUCGUCUUGCGGGGCACCACUGUAUUUACUUACUUUGCAUGGCUCUGUUCUGCUUCAUCCUUCCGUACUGAUAACACCGUAGUUUCUGGGUUGCAUUUACUGCUUGUGGAACUACUUUCAUGUAGAGGAGCACCUGGUAUCUUCACUAUACAGUUGUUGUCUUACGCUGAAGAUGGACUCCUUUUGCUCUAAUCUUUGACAAAUUGAGAUGUAUAUAUUUUAGGACCCACCCUGUUUGUGUGAUUGCAAUUUAACUUAACCUGCCCUGGGACCUUGGGGGUGUGUAAUAAAUCAAAACCAGCAUGGUACAACUAUACAAGGAAUGUUGAAGCUGGGCAGAUUGUUUAGCUUUUAGUUCAAAAUGCAUGCAGAAUGCUUAUGAAAUGAGUUUUAAGAUUAUAGAGGGGUUUUUUAAGCUCCCCCCCUUCACCGCCCCACAUUGUUCAGAUGUUUAAGCUCUGGAUUUACUGAAGAGCCAAGGAUGAAUUCCUAAUUCUGUUAAAAUCAAUAGGACUAUCAUGCCAUUGAUUUAAGUGAAUCCAGAAUUCAUUUAUCGUUGGAAGCGGUUGCGGAAUUGGUCUCGCUGAUAAUGAGUUUUCAAAUACAUGCAAUAGCUUUCCAGUUUUAGAAGCAAAAGGAGGCAGUUCAGAAACCAUGUGGAGUUGGUGCAGCUACACCAGGACGAGUGAUUUGCCAUAGACUGUUUAUGUGCAUUUUAAAAAGUGUAGGCAUGGGGUGGGAAACAUUCCAGAAAAAGUAGCCUGUUUCUGUAGUUUUUAUAGGUACUCUGUUCAUGGCUAGAAAUUAGUAUUAUUAUUAUUAUUACUACUACUAGUAGUAGUGGUAUAAUUUCAAUACCACCGUUCAUCUGAAGAUCAUGGGGCAGUUUAAAAUAUGAAAACACAAAAAUAUAUAACAUAGUAACAAACAAUAACAAUACCCCCAACAGUUUAAAAGGCCAUAGAUUGUUUAAUGAACCAGUGGCAUAUAACACCUAUUUUCAUACAGUUGUGGUGGUUGCCAUUCAAUGUUCUUGUGUUGACAUUUAAAGCACUGAGCAACUUGGGAAAGCAUCUUCUCCCCUUAGCAGCCCACCUGCGUAUUAAGAUCAGCGCAGGAGGCUCUCCAAGUUGUUCUUGCGUUAAAUGGGGUUCAUAGUGCAAGAGCCUGUGGAAGAGCCUUUUUAGUGGUGACUCUGUACCUGUGGAAUGACUUCCUCACUGCGGUGCAUCUCACCUGAACUUCAUACCUUCUCAGGUGCCAGGAAAAAAGCCCACCUUUUAGUAGCUAAUGAGGUCAUCUUUAUGGUUUUCAAAAGUGGAGCUUCUUUAUGUAAUUCGUGAGAAUUGCUUCAUUGUUUUUGUUUGUUAUGUAUUUUGUUUUUAAUAUUAGAUUUAUUUUCUGUGAAACUGCUCUGUGACCAAUUUUUUUUUGGGGGGGGGGAGGAAGGUGGUACAGAAAUCUUUCUUUUCUUUAUAGAAAUCUGUGUGCGCAGGACUUUAGAUCAUGCUCAGUAUCAAAGAGAUCUGGGUAAUAUACUAGAAAAAUGUUCUAAGAACAGCUCGGAGUAAGCCGAUUACAGGGAAUGUGGAAUCUUGUAGCUUAGAAGCUUUCAGAAAUAUUUGUCUGUUUAUGGAGACUUCUGAAAACAUCUGAAUCUUUCUCCCCCAGCCCACUACUCUCCUUGGUACAGUGCCAUGUUCUUUUGCAAGUUAUGCGUAAUAUCCUAAAAUGUGCAUACUAGUACAUCACCAUGGUAAUUACCACUUUUAAAAAAUAUUGUACAGAAUUCACUCUCUAAAAAUCUGUUCUGUAACAAUGAAAAUAACCUUGUUUCCUUUAAAGAUUGACUGGGUGCACCUUGAACAAAAGCUAUUUGUGUAAUUCCAUACAAAGAAUAGUUAUUUAGUAACUUAAUGCGAGCCUCCACAUCAUCGUUUUAUUUGUAUGCCGCUCAAGGCGGCUUGCAACAUGACAAGAUUUACAUAAUUACACACGUAACAAAAGUCGUAAACAAACAAUAAAACAAAUCAAAAAGUACACAACCAAAGUGAAACAAUUUCCACAUAAAUAAUAAGAUCUAAAAAUAAAGAUACAAAAAUUAAUGUCAAUUACAACAACAAAACCCCCUAAAUAGCCCAAGGGUCUAUUCAGCAGCUUUCGUAGCUGGAGUCAGUCAGGGCCCCACCCUCCCAGACCAGGUGGAAACAAGUUGGCAAGGCAGGGAGCAGGUCUUCCAGGACUCACAGACAAAAUGGUCUCUGCAGUUUUGCCUAUUAGACACAUUUUUUGUAAACCAAUUUUCCGUAAUAUAAUUAAUUUUUGUUAGGUCCUUUUCACUAAUACAUGCGUUUUUAUGUGUGCACACUUUACCUUAUCAUAUGCAUUUUUGUACACAUUACUCAGCUAGAGAACUGCACUGCAAGGUUCAGAGAAAAGCAAAUUUCAGAGAAUGGCUGUGUUUCAGUUUGAGCAGCCUGUGGAAUCAGGCCCACAGACCAUCAAGUGCAUCAUCUUGUUUUCACAGUGGCCAACCAGAUGCCUGUAGGAAACCAGCAAGCAGGAUUCAACCACACGAGCACUCACCCCUCCUAUGGUUUCCAGCAACUGAUACUCAGAAGCAUUGCUGCAUCCAGCUGUGGAGGGCAGAGCACAACCAUUGUGGCUAGUAGCCAUCCAGUAUCCCUCUCCUCCAUGAAUUUGUCCAAUUCUCUUUUAAAGCCAUUCAUGUUGGCUUCUACCACUGCCUCCUGCGUUAGCGAGUUCCAUGUUUGCUGCCUGAAUCUCCCAACAUUCAGCUGCAUUGGACGCAGUGUUUUUUUCCAUGGGUAUUCAAGGGUACGCAGUACCGGCACAUCUUUUUUUUGUUUUUAAAAAGUGUGGCACUUACUGUAACAACUUCAUGGUGAGUACCAGCACCUUUUUUUUUUAUUAAGAAAGCACUGAUUGUAUGUCCAUGAUAUUGCUUUGGAAAGUGAAGACUAGGUACAUUUGCUUUUAAAUGCAAACUGGACCCACCUAUUCCUAGGAAAUAAUUGCAGCUAAUACUACAGCCGCAGACAAUUGCAGUAUAUAAAGUUCCCUUCCUCUGCUGGCUGUUUUUAAAGGUUCCUUUUCAGGAAGACUUUUGGGCCACGAGUGGUUGCCCUUUCAUUGAAUUGUUUCAACUUGUGAGAAGCUACUCUGGUUAAAUUAGCUUUUAUGGCCUUCGAUGUACUUCUGAUCUUUUUUAUUCUGCUGCUUUAGUGUUUAAAUGCUGCUUUUAUUCUUUUGCUUUAUAGUUUUUAAAAACUGUUUUACUUUAUUGUUACCUGCCUGAUUUACAACCUGAUUUACAACCAGAAGAAUACCAUGUAUCUCAGGUGUCAAAGGCCUGGAUAAAAAAAGCUAGCUUGUACAAUAUACUACAUCUUAUAAUUUCAGUACCUAGGGAAUGAUUGGGAGACAUUAAAUGAGUUUUAUGCAGCCACAGUGACUUAAUGGUGUACUUUCCCUUCAGUAUAACCUAGUCUCCUCCCCACUUCCAUCUCUUCCUUGCUCAGGAGAAACCCUGCUGCAGGCCUGUGUUUAGAGCCCUACUAAAGUGCCAAGGCCUAACUGGAUAGGACAACGCCACAUAAUACAUUCUGAGCAUUGUAGUUUAUGCCUCCCAGAGCUACAGUUCCCAGCAGCCUUAACAAACUGCGGUUCCUGGGAUUCUUUGGAGGGGAAGCAAUGUGCUUUAAAUGCAGGUGGUGGACACGAUUCUGGCCAUGAAUCUCCCCACCAUAGAUUUCCUAUAAUCUUACCUCUUUAAUAAACUAUUUCACAAUUGCCAGCAACUCUUUUGAGCCCAAAUCAGUAGUCCAGAUUCAAGAGGCAGCUCACCAGUUGACUUAACUAGCUAUCCAUGUGUUUAUUUCACAUGCUUAUUUCAGUGGGACUUGAGCCCACUGAAAGGUCAGCGGUUCGAAUCCCCACGACGGGGUGAGCUCCCGUUGCUCGGUCCCAGCUCCUGCCAACCUAGCAGUUCGAAAGCACGUCAAAGUGCAAGUAGAUAAGUAGGUACCGCUCCAGCGGGAAGGUAAACGGCGUUUCUGUGCGUUUCUGUGGUUUUGCCAGAAGCGGCUUAGUCAUGUGCGGACAAACGUCAGCUCCCUCGGCCAGUAGAGUGAGAUGAGUGCCUCAACCCCAUAGUCAUUCGUGACUGGACUUAACUGUCCGGGGUCCUUUACCUUUUUUUACUGAUCCCAGGUUAGUGAGCCUAGAACUGCUGCAUGAGAGUCAAAGAUUGCAAAAUAUCAAAUUUUAACGUAUCCAAACAUAUUUAGGAGUCACUAGGCACUGAAGACUAGUGUGAUUACCUAUUUUCAAGGCCAACAACCACCAAUAUCCUUAUACACUAGAAGACUAUCAGACUUUGCGCAGGAAAAGUGCCUCAAUUUAUUUAUUUAUAAAAUGCCAUUUACAUUGUAGGGCCAAUGGGGAAAGGGCCACUAGAGGAAACAAAGCAAGCAGCGAUAGCCUUAAUUUUCCAGGCUGACAAUGGUAUUCUGUCCUCCUGUAUCCCCUGGUAUUGCUGUCGCUUUAUGUUUCCUCUCUAAUGGCAUGAGCCAGGAUGUCAUAAUAUCCAAAAUCAAAUGUACCAGAAAAUGUAAUAAAUUAAGAGUCAAGCCAGCAGAGUAAUUGAAGAAUAAAACUGGAUGUUAAACAACAAUAGACCAUGUUAUGGGGUAGUUACGGAUCGACUGCUGUGCAGCAAAACACGCUGGAGGUGAGAGAGACUGUGUGAUUUUGCCGUUGAUGGCAACACUCCUCAGACUGCUUGCUUAAGUGAGGAAAUAAAGAGGGGGAAAUAGCUGGAGUCAGUAGAGCAGCAAUAUGGUAUCGCAGGAGGAUUACAAUGCCAAAUUUGUUGUGUUUCGGAUUUCAUAACAGCCUUUUAUGUACUGGUAGCCCAUCGCAAGGGUUCCACUCGCAUGAUCUUUCAACUGCUGGCAUGCAAUAGCUUUUGAGAGAGAUGUGUUGCUUCGCAUGCUGUGUACACACACUUUGUUUGCCCCCACAGCUACCCGUGAUCAAACAAAUUUUGCAGGUUUCCUAAACCAUUAAACAACCCUUCAUAUUCUGUUGACCAGAGGUGAAAGUGGAAGGAAUGUACACAUUAUGAACAGCAAUCCCUCUUUCAAACUUGCUAGCUGCUUCCAGGCUCUGGAAUCCUUAAAACAGAUCUGUAAAAAGGCAAGCAAUAUUGCCCCCUUGUUACCACCCACCCUUCACCAUAAGGCCCUUGGGGGGGGGCGUUACAACAGUUUAAUUCUUCUUGCAUGCCUGGAUGAAGGACAGAGAGGGAUGUGUGAAUGUGAAGAAACCAGCCUGCUGUACAAAGGUACAAUUCACAUUACUUUCGUUUGGUUUUUAAUUUGGUUAGAAGGGAAAAAUACAAGAAAAAAAUAAAAAGGAGAAUUCCCUGGAUGCCUAGAUCCAGCUUUGGGGCAAGUAGUCUUUGGUGAGAGAGCCCCAGCAGAAAUUUAAGAUCACACAACAUGCAGCAAAGUAAAACAUGAAAAUACAGGCUGUUAGACCUUUAAAAUACCCCCUUCUAAGUUGCUUCCAAGCUUUCUACUUUCUUUAGCAUAGAAAGAGACUACAUGUUUGGUAAGUUAAAAAUGAUUUACCGUACUUACAAACUCUUCAAAGGACAGAUGCAUGUGCUUUACCAUACAACAGCAAGAAAAGACAGGUAGCACAACUUAGGUUGGCUCCAGAAAGGUAAGUGUUUCUAAAUAGUUUGUAUAGAAACACAAAGGUGGCUGGCUAAAGCCACAUGGUCUAAGCUUGGAGCCAAGCUGGUAGGAUUCACAUGGUGGAAUAAUGGUAGAAAGUGGAAAAAUAAAGAGUAUAUUAGCUAUUCCUCCCAAAGUGAGGGAGUGUGACUUAGCUAAGCCUGGCAGGACAGCUUACUCUAUGGUCUUAACCCCUUCAUGCAUUAAUUAGAGUUAAGCAAGUUGGUUAUAUGAGGCUGGAUAUAUCCCAAAAUCUUUACCUCUGACCCUGUCUACUACAGUGGUACCUCAGGUUAAGAACUUAAUUUGUUCUGGAGGUCCGUUCUUAACCUGAAACUGUUCUUAACCUGAAGCACCACUUUAGCUAAUGGGGCCUCCUGCUGCUGCUGCUGCUGCGCCGCCGGAGCACGAUUUUUGUUCUUAUUGUGAAGCAAAGUUCUUAACCAGAGGUAAUAUUUAUGGGUUAGUGGAGUCUGUAACCUGAAGCGUAUGUAACCUGAAGCGUAUGUAACCCGGGGUACCACUGUACUAGCAUGUGGCCCCGGGGAGGUUGCCUAGGACCUAGAUAAAAAGCUAACUGUGAAUAAAAUAUGAACCUACCCCCUAGCAGUACAAUUUGGGAGCCAGUGGCAAAUUUUCCAUUCUUCUAUUUUUUAUUAUAUUUCUGUUAGAUUCCCAUUUCCUUGCAAGCUCCCUACUUCUCUAGGGACCUUCAGUGCUUCCCUUUCCCAUUGGGCUGAAGGGGAGUCUAAAUAUUUGCUGGGCGGGCCAUCUGUGCCCUUGUCUUAUUGCUGUAUACUGGGCAAAUCUCCUUGGAAUUAAGUUCUGUACGUUUUCAAUAGAAAUUGCUUUUAAGUAGGCGUUUUUAGGAUUGCAUGUCUAAUUGCAUUUGAGGGAGCUCAAACUCUGGGUUCCUGGCAUGUGACAUAAAAACCCUUCUGUGGAAGGCAGUCUCAUUAAAACUAAUGGGUCUUGCUUUCAAGAGAGGGCAACUUUGGACGUAGGCUUUACCUCAGUCAGUGAAUUAGUGCAACACAUACAGCCAUGUCAACCAAGCACUUUCUUAUUUAAGAACCUAAGAAGAGCCUGCUGGAUGCGGCCAGUGGCCCAUUGCAUGAAGAACCACUUAAAAAAUUUGUCCAGAAUUUGCCAACGUUUAAGCUUCAUUGGAUGUUCAUGAGUUCUACAGUUAUGGGAGAGGGAGAAAAGCUCUUAUUUAUCUGCUUUUUCCAUGCCUUGCAUAAUAUUAUGAACUUAUUUCAUGUCACCUUUUACCCACCUUUUGUCUAAACUUAAAAAUUCCCCAAUUUUGCAACCUUUCUUCAUAGGAGAGGCACUCCAUCCAUUUGAUCAUUUUGAUCCUUUUCUGAAUCUUUUACUUUUUUUUAUUCUUACACCUUUGCUGAAAAAAGCCAUGUACAACAUUUAACAUAAAAAACGAAGCACAUUUUACACAUAAACUAAAAGAAAGGAAAGAAAGAGGAAAGAAGGAAAGAAGACUUCUGAUUGAUUCUCUUUCAGCUUUAUAGACGUAUGCAAAACCCUUGCUCGAUAAUAACACCCAACUCUUCUACUUUCUAUAAACCAACCUUUUUUUCCAGUCUCCAAACAAGCUCAUUUCCCCUUUUGUGCAAAAAGUCCAUAAGGGCUUUUGAAUCAUUAAUAAACGUCCACAAUGAUUUUCCUCUAAUUAGACACAUCAAGUUGGCCAGCUCAGCCAAAGCCAUUAAUUUCAACAACCAUUCUUCCACAGUAGGUAAUGAUAAGUCUUUCCAUCUUUGUGCAUGUAACAAACUCACUACAGUGAAUUUUUCUGAAUCUUUUCCAACUCUACAAUCUCCUUUUUGAGGUGAGGUGACCAGACGUGUGCACAGUACUCCAAAUGUGGUUGUACCAUAUAUUUGUAUAGUGGCAUCAUGAUGCUGGCGAUUUUACUUUCCACUCCUUUUCUAAUGAUCCCUAGCAAGGAAUUUGCCUUUUUCACGGCUUCCGCACACUGGGUUGGCAUUUCUUCCACUAGCAGACAAUUAAAAAGCAGUUGGUUUUCAGUUGUGUUUUUAACCUCUAAGGACUGCUUUGCACAUAGGAAGUUCUAGAAAGUUGAGUUGUCAGAAUUUUUUUUCUGAUGUUUAGUCGGAAUCUCCCUUCUUGAGUGUUGAUGUUGACUGUGAGUGCGACAAAGAGGUGGCUGAUAACACAUGCACUUUCCAGGGAAUUCUGAUAGGUUGUUCCUAGUAACCUAGUUAUACAGAUAACGAAUCAAAGUUCGGUUAUGUAUACUGCGUAACAUAGCCCUAAGGGUGUUAUGGGAAGUAACUGGAGAGAUGUAUUUUGGACGCAUGUUUGUACACAUCAUAUGUUGGUUCAGACAUGAGCCCAGUGUGUAGGUUGUGGUGGUUCUUGGGGGCAAGCAUUAUGCUCGUGUGCUCUCUUCCACAACGCACAAAAUAUUUAAGAUGAACAGUUGUGUAGUGGUUAGAGUGUUGGACUACGACCUGGGAGGCCAGGGUUCAAAUCCCCACUCAGCCAUGAAGUUCACUGGUGACCUUGGGCCAGUCCCUACCUCUCAGCCUAAGCUACCUCACAGGGUGUUGUAAAGAUAAAAUGGGGAGAGGGAGAACUGAGUCUGCUAGUUGAGCUUCUUGGAAGAAAGGUGGGAUGUAGCUGAAAUAAUAAUACAGUGGUACCUCGCUUUAAGAACAGUCCUGUUUACGAACAAUUUGGUUUACAAACUCCGCAGAACAGGAAGUCGUGUCCCGGUUUGCAAACUUUACCUCGGUCUAAGAAUGGAAUCCGAACGGUGGAAGGGCACCAGCGGCGGGAGGCCUCAUUAGGGAAAGUGCGCCUCGGUUUAAGAACAGACUAAUAUUAAUAAUAAUAAUAUAUUUCUACCCUGCCCAUCUGGCUGGGAUUCCCCAGCCACUCUGGGCAGCUUCCAACAGAAGAUUAAAAAUAUAUUAAAGCAUCAGUCAUUAAAAACUUCCCUAAACAGGGCUGCCUUCAGAUGUCUUCUAAAUGUCAUAUAGUUGUUUAUUUCCUUGACAUGGGAGGGCGUUCCACAGGGUGGGCGCCACUACCGAGAAGGCCUUUUCCCUGGUUCCCUGUAACUUCACUUCUCGCAGUGAGGGAACUUCCAGAAGGCCUUUGGCGCUGGACUUCAGUGUCUGGGUUGAACGAUGGGGGUGGAGACGCUCCUUCAGCUAUACUGGGCCGAAACGGAUUAAAUUCGUAAAUGGAGGUACCACUGUACAGGAACUAAGAAUAAAAUGUAUGUAGUUACUUGGAGCUUGUCUUGUGUGACACACUGUGGUAAACAGAUCAAACAAGUGGGCCUACUCACAGGCAUUUAUACUUCUGAGAUUGCCUCUAGUCUAUAUUAUUAUGGUGACUGUAAUGUAGCAGAUACAGCUGCACCCCCUCACCAAUGUGUUUUACGUUGGGGAUUUUAGGAAUUUUCACUCUUUGACAAAAAUGUUGAAAAUCCUUGGUUUAAAGAUCUAAGUAUGCAACUUGCCACUGUACUUCUAUAUGCUUAAGUCUACUUUAUAGUUCUCUGGAUUGGGGGGGGGGGAUCAAGUUGGAGACCAAUAAAUAGCAAAAUCCUAUUAAGCUCUGCCUUAAUAGCUACAUUCCUCUGAGCUAAGCAUAGUCAUUGGAUUUAGGUAGCAUCCAUCAACGUAUUUUGCAAUGUUUUAAAUUAACCUAAUGAUGCAUCCAGGUUUUAUUAAAUCCAGUGCAAUUUUUAAAACAAAGGGGCCAUUCUUGCUUUUCUUAAGGUUGCUAGGUAAGCUCCUUCUUGAUGAGACAUUAUAAUAAUUCUACACAACUAGAAAUUGUAGGGACCUUUCUUGACAGUACAAGAGAGAGCUUCAAUUGUCCCUUGGCGGUUUCUAAUCGUAAAACAGUGAAACGCUAAACAGUAUUUCAUUGUUAAUACGGUUGAAGCAAUUUUGGACCAGCAUUGGUAAAAGAAGCUAUUAUUAUUACCGGUAUUAUUGUAAUUACUAUUUACCUACCUUUCACCAGCUGGUCCUAGGGCAGGUUACAGUUUAUGCCACUUUUGCAUUUAUAAAAAAGAAAAGAAAAAAGAAACUGAUACACUUUUUCAGUGUGUAGUAAUGUUCAUGUACCUUUAGCAGUUUCAUGUGCGAAACUAUGAUUGAUUAAAAUACCUUUUAUCCCAUUUCCUUUUGAAGCUUACUUGAAGGGUGGGAAGCAUUAAAAUGGCAUUAAAAAACGGUGCUCCAUAAAACAGAGUAAGUACAGUCAAUAAAUCUUGAGCAAUCAAGUCAUUGGGUUGCUAAAAUGAGAAAGCCCUGAAUCAUUUUGAAGACUUUGGAAACCCAUUUUAAGGAGAAACUUCCACAGCAUCAGACUCGGCUACAUAAUCCAUAUCUGCCUUUCCUAAUUCUCUUGUUGUUCACUCACUGUCUGAUGGCCUACUAGAUCAAGGGUAGUCAAUGUGGUGCCUCUCAGGUGUUGUGGACUACAGCACCUAUAAUCCGUGGCCACUGGCAGUGAUGACUAGGGUUGAUGGAAGUUGUAGUCCAAAACAUCUAGAGUGUGGCACAUUGGCUACCCCGGUCCACGGUCUCAAAGGCCAUUGUGGGAUAUUCAAAGGUCAACAAGGAAACAGACAGCAAUUGUCAAAAAUAGUUGAUUAUUUCUUGAACUAUGCUGCCAGGUCUUUCUUAAUUGUUUUGUUUUGGUAUGACCUCAUCCACAUUUCCACUGAUUCAGAAAUUGCAACAAACACUGGCAUUUGUCAUUAAUUUCCAUUCAAAUUUGUAUGACUAUUAUAGGUGACCUUAAAUUCCAUUUUCAGUUGACUUAAUCUGGAUUCAGUGAAUUGGUUUUUUAAAUAGUCAGAUUCCCCCCGCCCAAUGGACAUGAUAUUGAAGACUUCCAGAGGUUGUGUGUAAGUUAUGUCCUUAGUCCUGAAGGGGUAGAAUGGACUGUCCCACUUGAGAGUGCCAUUUUGGGCAGCAAUUCUAUGGUGUGUGCAUGUGCUUUUAAAAAUUGUUCCUACAGUAAAAAAAAUGAGUACGUUGGGGAGUAAUUUGGGCUAGAAUCACUCUGCCUAAUGUAUUAGGUUUUGUUUCAUUUUCACUUGCAGGUUUGUUGUUUUUCUGAGAUGUGGGUGCGUUGAAAAAACGGCACCCCCUGCCUGCAGCUGAACAAAUUAAAUCCACUUUAUGGCCUCAUUCUGCUUCAUGAGUAAACUAGACCUCAUUUUAUGGCAGUCAUGCUAUCAGACCUACCUACUCUAUAGGGUUGUUGUGAGAGGACAGGGAGGUUAACCCAGUUGUAUGCCGCCAUGAGCAUCUCUGAGGUGGGGGAGGGCACAAACGUGGUGACAGAAAUAAAUGAAUGCACUCCUGUGUCUGGAAAUUGCCGUCAAUGCAGUCUUUUGUUCAACGAAAAAUCCUUUCCUAUGGCACUACGGCUCAGAGCUUGUCAUAUCUGAAGUGGUUUAUAUCAGGCAGGAUUUCUGAUAGAGGAGGACAGGUGGGGGUCAGAGAGCUGUAGACUCCGAUUUACAUGGCGGCAGCAGAUGCCCUUGCUUAGAAUAUUAUUACAGUGACAAGUCUCGGGGGCCCAGUUGGUAUCUGUGUCCUGAAGGCCUGUAUGAAACGCUUUCAGUCUUGUUGCCAAUUUUCAGCGAAAAUUGCAAAACCCUGAUGCUGCCUCCCAUUCAAAUUGGAUGUGUGCCCCUGGACCAGGUAUAAUGGGGAAUGUUUUACAUCCUGAAGUUACUGCAGGAGGUGGACAGCUUAUAAAUAGAGCUGUUGUUCUGUUUUACAUUCAGCCAAAUUGACUUUGAGAGCUUGGUGUGGGCUGGAAGGAAUAUCAAUUGACAGCCCCUUUCUUGUUUAUCUGAGAGAAGUUUGAAGAUGAAGGAUGAAAAAAGGAAUUUUAUAUGGGUUUUUUGUGUUCAGAAUUUUGCUUCUCUGCUACAAUAAAGACAGCAGAAUGUGCUGAGUUGGUGUGCCUACAGUCCUCAAGAAGAAUUUGGUUUGCCAGGCCUCUUUAUCCUGCCCUCAGUACUCUCCUAAAACACACACACACCCUUGGCUAGGAAAGGGACCUUGUGGCCCACCGGAUGUUGUUGGACUACAGCUCCCAUAAUCCCUCACCACUGAGCACACUGACUGGGGUUGGUGGGAUUUGGAGUCCAACCACAUUUGGAGGCCUGCAGGUUCCCCAUCACUGUUCCAGGCCAUAUAUGAUGUCGGAUUUGGGGCAAUUGAUCAGCUGAUUGUUGGUGAUUACAGAGAAGUGUGUGUUUGUUCCAACUUAUGGCACAUUUCUCCAGUCUUUGCGGGGAGGGGGGCGGCACAGCCAGGCCACAAACUUAAACUGGUUUAAAAAUCUCUCUACUAGGGGAGCUGUGGGAAUUAUAGUUCUGUGAGGGGACAGAAGCCUCCUAAUAAUUCCCAACACCUUUAGCAAACUGCAGUACCCAGGAUGCUUUGGUGAAAACCAAAGCAGUAUAAAAUCAAUACGAAUGAUUAGUGUGGAUGGAGCCAAACUGAUGAAUAGCUGCUCACCUGGUCCCCACAUUGAAUAAGAAUUUCCAGCAAACAAUUAUGCAAUGAAGAUUUUGUCUGUUGGAAAAUAUUUGACUGCUUUCUCUCUCUCCAGCUCUUCAGGAUUAAUGUAUGACAUAAUUUUCAGACACACAGACUAAGGAAAAAAUGAAUAAAUCCUGAAGGCUACUAACUUUUCUGGACUUGUUUGUAAGACUGUUCUAACAGCACAUGCCAGGAGGUGCUCAUGGAAGGGAAAUUUGAAUCCCGUCCAUGUUCUCUUGAUUGCAUUGUGCCAUUUAUUUCCACUCUAUUCACAUCCUUGCAUUUUAGACAACCAGGUUAUUUUGGCUUAGUAGUCUAUGUUUGUUUCAAAACCACUGGUGCAUAUAGUGGUUUUGGGAUCACCCCCUACUAUAUGCAGUAAGCACAUGCUCUCAACAAGUACUUAAAAUUUGGAAUUGCAAGAUGGCAUUGCCUUGCUACACCUGGAGAAGCAUUUAUAUGCCUAAUCCUAGCCUGGAGCAUGUUUUUAAAGUCUUGAUUUAUUUAAUAUGCCCUCCAGGGAAAGCAGUUUGAAUACUAACGCCCUGUGGAUCCUUUUAACUAUGACAGGUGCCACUACAGCACGUACCGAGCAGUGGUUGUCAAGGCUGAGCUUGCAUUUAUGUGCCAUUAUGUGCGAGAACCAAUUUGCAGUGUUUAAAGCAGAGCCCGCAAUAGGUCGCUGUGCUUAGAGCCUGCAAUAGGUUGCUGUGGCUGGCACUCUUUUAAUUAUUCCACUGGUGUAUUUUGCUUAUACUAGCACGCUGGCAGCCUCUCCUCUCUCGAACUUCUGUGUUAUCAUGUGAUCUCCUCCUCCUCCACUGGGAAGAACAAUGCCUCUCGCCCUAUAGCUUUACACGUUGCUCAGGUAUGUUUUGCUCCUGCUUAAAUUGCAAUACAAAAGUGCGAGAGCACAGGAGAGAAAGGGGAAUCGAUAUUAAGGUUGCUUUGACAUUAGCAGCUUCUGUGGCAGCUGUUCUGAGCUAUCAGCCUACCUUCCUUCAGAGGAUUUGCAAGGAAUCCUACUUGGGCGUUCCUCCUCAUGAUCUGGGAAGUGGGAAUGGUGUUUUAGAGACUGCAUUCACGUUUGGGGGGGGGAUUGUUUUAGAGAAAUCUCCCCAGAAGCAAGAAUGCAUGGGAUCACUCCCCUCCAAACUGUCUUUGGAACUGAAGAGGGUAGACCUGGUAGCCUGAAAUGAGGUUCACUUUUAUGUUAACAUGCACUGUGCUUGAAAGGUAGCUUGUAUUCAUAUGGCUUUUGCAUUUUAUGUUUGGGAGUCAUUACCUUAAGAAAGGGAUAACAGCCCUCCAGAUGUUGUAUACUUCAACUGCCUUCAGCCAUAGCAAGCAUACAGGGGUGUUUUGUAGUUAAACCAAUGGCUUCAAGUUACAAGAAAGGAGAUUCCAACUAAACAUCAGGGGAAACUUUCUGACAGUAAGAGCUGUUUGACCAUGGGUAGGCAAAGUAAGGCCCAGGGGCUGGAUCUGGCCCAAUCACCUUCUCAAUCCAGCCCAUGGACGGUCUGGGAAUCAGCGUGUUUUUACAUGAGUAGAAUGUGUGCCUUUAUUUAAAAUGCAUCUCUGGGUUAUUUGUGGGGCCUGCCUGGUGUUUUUACAUGAGUAGAAUGUGUGCUUUUAUUUAAAAUGCAUCUCUGGGUUAUUUGUGGGGCAUAGGAAUUCAUUCAAUUUUUUUCCAAAAUAUAGUCCGCCCCCCGACAAGGUAUGAGGGACAGUGGACCAGCCCCCUGCUGAAAAAGUUUGCUGACCCCUGUGUUUUACAGUGGAACGCUCCCUCAAGAGGUGAUGGACUCUCCUUCCUUGGAGGUUUUUAAAUAGAGGUUGGAUAGCCAUUUGUCAUGGAAGCUUUAGCUGAGAUUCCUGCACUGCAGGGAGUUGGGCUAGAGGACCCUUGGGGUCUGUUCCAGUGCUAUGAUUCUGUGAUUCAAAACAAGAUGGAAGGCCCCAUAUUGGCUACCCUUGCCCUAAGACAAUUGCUGUUUCAACACAGAACAUCUUUGUUGCAUGUUAAGGCUUCUUUCAGGGGUGCAGAACUGGACCUAACCAGUGUGCCAGAGCCUUAAUUCCCCCACCUCCUGUGGGCCAACUUUGCUCUCUGACAGGUGAAUGGCCCUGCCUGUGAUGAUCAGUGGUUAUGGCAAAGGCCCUUUGAAGGCCAUCUGCAGGGGCAGUUUGAAUGGCUUGGUGGAAAUGGCCCUGCAGGCAAUGUUGAGACAUGUGCUGGCCCUAAUUUGGCCUGUGGGCUAGAGAUUCCUUACCCAUGGCUUAUACUUUAAAUAGUCCAGAAUCCCAGCCAUCAUGAUGCUGCUGUUAAGACUGACCCUCUCUUCUUUUGCUUUUAAAUUCAGCCCUAACAGAGGGUCCUAACUUCUCUGUAGUUAGCUUGGAAGGAGGGAGCGGAAAUGAGAGAGAUGUAGCAGGGAUCAGAAUGUGUAUAAUUUGCAGUGCCAGACAAGCAGAAAUACAUAUUUAAUGGGUCCCAAAGUAAGAGAUUAACUUUAUUUGUCAAGCUUACUCUAUUAUUUAUAGAGCCUGUACUUUUUGUAUUGGAAACAGGGGAAAGUGUUGUGCCUUUUAGGUACGAGAGCUCUAUCUAGUCUCCUAGGAUACAUACUCGGUAAUCAUUCUACAGUUACCUAUUAAAGUUCUUGACUGUAAUGAAUGCAGACAUCUCUCUAAAUAGUCUUAUUGUUAAAUCACCCCCUGCAGAAAGCUUUUCGUUUGCAUAUGUGUGUGAUGUUAGUGUCUGCUCCGUUUGGAAGGUUUUUACUUAAAAUAACACACUGUCAGAUUUAAAAAGAGAAAAUGUUUUAAAAGCAGGGGUGGAAAUUCUACAGCCCUAAACCUCAUUUCAUGUGGCCCUUAGCGCAGUUUCAUGUGGGUGGGGGAAUGUGAGACAGAGAGAAAUAGAGGAGGGGUGUGCUGGGGAGAUGACAGUAUGAAAGGAAAUAGGGAGUCCGAUGUAACAAUCAGGGCAGAUCACUGACCAGAGUAGGGAUUGGGGAGAAAAUCUAUUCAGUUUGCAUUUAAAGUUGGACUUGCUGAAUUCUCACUUUCUGCAACAAAAUGCAAAGCGAAACCCAGCCAUCUUUUGAAAUUCGAGCUUCUCCGAAUUUUGCAAUGCAGUUCUAAAAUUUAAGAAUAAUAAAGCUAAACGAUGCAUAGAAAAAUGCACAUUCUAUGGUAAAGUGUGCUCUAUAUGAUUUUAUGUUUUAGUGAAAACAACCUAGAAAAAUGCAUUAUAUUCAACACAUUUUUCCCAAGCAGUUUUCCUGUUAGGCAAAAUGGCAAAGAAAAAAAGUAUAUAUUAAGAUAAAUUCACAUCAAAACAUUGAUGGAUUCUCAUGCGGAUUUUGUUUUUAAAAAAUACAAACUGAUGUGGAAAUGUGGAGAACUGCAUUUAAGACUGGAAAAUUAACAGAUUUACUAAUCCCUAGGCAGCAACCUACUGGAUAAGAAGAAAAAUUGAGAGAGUAUAAAAGAGAAAGAGGUGCCAGAGAGAGACAGAGACAAAGGGGUGGUCUCACCCACCAGUGAUUCUGGCUCCACCCACCUUUGGUUGCAGCCACAGCCACUGCCAGACCAUACCUGGCAGAAAAUGGGGAGGUGGAAUGAGCUAUGGUCUCAGGGGAUGGUCUGAGAGCAUAUGAGGCCACCACUUGGCUAGAUCUGGGAUGGCAAACUCCCUGGGAACCACAUGUGCUCUGUCUUGGGUUCUGUGAUGGAAGAAGGGGCUGGGGGAUAUAUGCAUAAAUGAAUGAACAAAUGAAUGAAUCAAAUACCACUUCAGAUUGCAGGUAAAAUGGUGGCCACUUUGAAUGCUCUACCAUGUGAGUAAAUAUCUAACACCCUAGAUAUCCAGCACUCAUUCUGUUUCCUUCUUUUUACUUUUGCACUUUUAGGGAGGUGUGUGUAUGAAUUAAAUCUAGGGGACAUUCAAAAAGGCAUUCUGCUUUUGAAGUCUGAAUUGAUAGGAACCGUCCUCCUGUCUCAUCCCCAACUUAUUCUAUUGCAAAUGUAGACCAAAGUGGUGUCCCCUCCCAGAUUAUGAAUUUCAGAUUGACUUCUGAUUAUGAUUCUUUUGUGGUGAUUCUCAUGUUUUUAAGAAAUGAGAUACAUUGCCAACGAAAACAGGGUGCUAGACUUGGAUAGCCCGACAGCAUGAUGCAGCAAGCUCUUUUUAUGUUAUAAAAGUGGUGUUCAGAACUCCCCAUUGGUCUUGGAACAGGUUUCAGGGGAACACAACUUCCGUUCCAAGUGAUCAAUGGAAAGCAAGUUGUGUCAGCAUCUGGUAUCAUGAUGUCAUGCAAGAUUAAAAAUUAAACCAAGAAUGUGAGUUGGCCAUCUAUUCUGGUAAACUGUGUACUAUGGCAUUUUCCAUAGUACAGCCUUGCUUGACUCACCCUUUCCUAGACUUUGGCAAUCUGUGUACUGAAGCAUGGAAGUACUUUGUUUCCAAGAGCGCUUCUGUGAGCUGCAAGUGAUUUUGCUGAUGGGGGGGCCACAUGCAAAGGAAACUAGAACUCCUGUACCUUUUAGCAGCUAUGCUGAAGAGUGUAUGAAUGUGUCUUAUACCAGGUGAGAUUAAUGGUCUCCAACCUGCUGCCUUCUAGAAUGCUGCAACUAGAAUGUUUUGGGUCCCGAAUGCCGCAAACCCGGAAGUGAGUGUUCUGGUUUGCAAAUGUUCUUUGGAACCCGAACGUCUGACGUGGCUUCCAUGGCUUCUGAUUGCGUGCAGGAAGUUUCUGCAGCCAAUUGGAAGCCACGCAUUGGUUGUCGAACAUUUUCGGAAGUCGAACAGACUUCCAGAACAGAUUCCAUUCGACAACCAAGGUACGACUACCAUUUCCAUUUCCACCAUGUGUGUUUCUCCUUCUUGCAUACUGGGACAAGCGAAUUGUUGUAAGGGCAAGCUUACAGUCAAGCAUUGUAGUUGAGAUCAUAGAAUCACAGAAUUGUAGCAUUGGAAGGGACCCCGAGGUUCAUCUAGUCCCCUGGCAAAUAGACAUUCAUAGAAUCAUAGAAUCAUAGAGCUGGAAGGGCCAUCGAGUCCAACCCCCUGCCAAGCAGGAAACACCAUCAGAGCAUUCCUGACAUAUGGUUGUCAAGCCUCUGCUUAAAGACCUCCAAAGAAGGAGACUCCACCACACUCCUUGGCAGCAAAUUCCACUGUCGAACAGCUCUUACUGUCAGGAAGUUCUUCCUAAUGUUUAGGUGGAAUCUUCUUUCUUGUAGUUUGGAUCCAUUGCUCCGUGUCCACUUCUCUGGAGCAGCAGAAAACAACCUUUCUCCCUCCUCCAUGUGACAUCCUUUUAUAUAUUUGAACAUGGCUAUCAUAUCACCCCUUAACCUCCUCUUCUCCAGGCUAAACAUGCCCAGCUCCCUUAGCCGUUCCUCAUAAGGCAUCGUUUCCAGGCCUUUGACCAUUUUGGUUGCCCUCCUCUGGACACGUUCCAGUUUGUCAGUGUCCUUCUUGAACUGUGGUGCCCAGAACUGGACACAGUACUCCAGGUGAGGUCUGACCAGAGCAGAAUACAGUGGCACUAUUACUUCCCUUGAUCUAGAUGCUAUACUCCUAUUGAUGCAGGCCCAGAAUUGCAUUGGCUUUUUAGCUGCCGCGUCACACUGUUGGCUCAUGUCAAGUUUGUGGUCAACCAAGACUCCUAGAUCCUUUUCACAUGUACUGCUCUCAAGCCAGGUGUCACCCAUCUUGUAUUUGUGCCUCUCAUUUUUUUGCCCAAGUGCAAUACUUUACAUUUCUCCCUGUUAAAAUUCAUCUUGUUUGUUUUGGCCCAGUUCUCUAAUCUGUCAAGGUCGUUUUGAAGUGUGAUCCUGUCCUCUGGGGUGUUAGCCACCCUCCCAGUUUGGUGUCAUCUGCAAAUUUGAUCAGGGUGCCCUUGAGUCCAUCAUCCAAGUCGUUGAUAAAGAUGUUGAAUAAGACCAGGCCCAAGACAGAACCCUGUGGCACCCCACUAGUCACUCUUCUGUUGUGGCAACUGCAGCCCAGGCUUUUGGUGUCAUUUGGCGCCUAGCUUAUAUAUUAUUAUAUAUAUUAUAUAUAUUAUAUAUUAUAUAUAUAAUAUAUAUUAUAUAUUAUUAUAUUAUUUAUUAUAUUUAUUUAUUUCAUUUAUUUCAUUUCUAUACCACUUUAUAUUUUUAAGAAAAAUCUCAAAGCGGUUUACAGUAUAUUAAAAUGUCAAUAAAACAUCAAUAAAGCAAUCAAUAAAUCAAUAAAGCAAUCAAUAAAGCAAUCUGAAGAAAGUCAAAUGUAGAGUAUACAGCCAAAGCAACAUAAUUAACAAAAAACCAAAAUAUUAUCUUAAAGAUUUCAAAAUAAAACAUUACUAAGGAGGUCAACUACAGAAUACAUAUUUUACACAAGCAAAGUUAACAAAAAAAUUAAUCUUAAACUUUUUUUUAAAAAAAGUCAAAUAUAAAAUACACAUUUAAAACAGCACAAUUCACAAAAGAAUAAAAUAUUGACAUGGCUGUUUGGCAGGCACAAAAAGAUGGGGCAAAAUAAUCCUAUAGUUCGGGGUUGUUGUCAGGCAUAGUGAUGUCCCUCUGGUCUCACCAGGAGCCUCUUCCGUUGGGUUGGUGAGUGUUUCCAACACUGCUCUGAAGGCGGCCAAAUUAAGAAGGCUGGUCUACUGUGACUUGGCAGCGGCUAUGUAGGGUUUCCAAAAGGACACUUUCUCAGCCUUACCGGGAGGUACCUGGAAAGAACAGAGGACCUUCUGCAUGCAGGGCAUGUGCUGAGCUACAAUACAGGUGUAUCUCUACAAGCAAUAGCCACUGAAACGAGAGCCUUUCCUCCUUCUCUGCAAUGGGUCACUUGUUUGCAACAUGGGGCAAGCUUCUCAUGAAAAACAUGAUUAUUGCAGAUUACCAUGCUUUUCCCCAACGCUCCUGAUAUUUAAAAGUUAUGAUUGCACGGAGGAGGGAAAUGAUCUGAAAUUGUGAAUGGUUUAUUAGGAGUAGACAAGCAUAACAUGCAUUUGAAAAUAGGUCUGAAAAGUGGAGGGGCACCCUGGUUUGAUCUGACAAAUGCUUUCUUAGAAGGCUCUAAUGCUUUUCAUGGCUAUAGAAUUAUGAAGAUUAAAAUAGAGGGGUGUAUUAUGCCCGGCUAUUGACUUGAACAAAUACAGCAUUAUCGUAAUUUGUAUGUUCUUGUUCUCCCUUGGAUAUAGACAAGAGUUUACAUAAUCAUCUAAGGGUCAUUUGCCUUUGAGACGCCUGUCUGCAGGCUGUGUUUAAAAUCCUUUCUCUAAUAUUGAUAGUGUAGCAAGCUGCAUAAAGAGUUGUUAAUCUUUCCAAACAUGGCUUCUAUUUAAAAGAGCACUUGAGUGUCACGUGGACUUCGUUCGCAUAUUCCUUUUGCACUCCAUUCCUUUUUCCUUAGCAUAAAUGUAUUGCUCAGUUUUGCUAUUGCUUGGGGCUUUUUUUUUGGCCUAAGAUUAUCUUUAUUCCAGUAAAAUGUCUUAAUUAAUUUUUUCAGGGUGCCAGAAUUCACUGUUAACUUUCUGUGUCCCUACCCCAUUUCCUGUUCUGUUUUGUAACGAUUAACAGUGCAAGCCUGUACAUGUCUACUCAUAAGUAAGCACAGCUGAGUUUUAUUUUGUAUUUUUCAAAUAUUUAUAAACCACUAAGACUGAUAAAGUAUCAGACUGGUGCACAUAAGACAUAAUAAAUAAGUAUUAAAGAGACACCAGAAAUAGCACAGUUAAAGUAACAGUUCAAUACCAGAAGAUGAUGAGCAGAUGACCCCCAAGCCCACAGAUAAGCAUAUAUUGAAAUUUUCAGCAAGAAGAGGCUUUGGUAAAUAAAGUCUUAAGCAUGUCUCUGAAGGAGUAAACAAUAAUAAUAAUAAUAAUAAUAAUAAUAAUAAUAAUAAUAAUAAUAAUUUAUUAUUUAUACCCCGCCCAUCUGGCUGGGCUUCCCCAGCCACUCUGGGCGGUUUCCAAAAAUAUUAAAAUACUUUAAUACAUCAAACAUUAAAAGCUUCCCUAAACAGGGCUGCCUUCAGAUGUCUUCUAAAAGUCUGAUAGUUGUUGUUCUCUUUGACAUCUGGUGGGAGGGCGUUCCACAGGGAGGGCGCCACUACCGAGAAGGCCCUCUGCCUGGUUCCCUGUAACUUGGCUUCUCGCAGUGAGGGAACCGCCAGACGGCCCUCGAUGCUGGACCUCAGUGUCCGGGUAGAACGAUGGGGGUGGAGAUGCUCCUUCCUGGACCGAGGCCAUUUAGGGCUUUAAAGGUCAGCACCAACACUUUGAAUUGUGCUCAGAAACGUACUGGAAGCCAACGUAGGUCUUUCAAGACCGGUGUUAUAUGGUCUCGGCGGCCGCUCCCAGUCACCAGUCUGGCUGCCGCGUUCUGGAUUAGUUGUAGUUUCCGGGUCACCACGUAGAGUGCAUUGCAGCAGUCCAAGCGGGAGAUAACUAGAGCAUGCACCACUCUGGCGAGGCAGUCCACAGGCAGAUAGGGUCUCAGCCUGCGUACCAGAUGGAGCUGGUAAACAGCUGCCCUGGACACGGAUUUAACCUGUGCCUCCAUGGAUGACUCCCAGGCUGCGCACCUGGUCCUUCAGGGGCACAGUUACCCCAUUCAGGACCAGGGAAUCCUCCACAUCUGCCCGCCUCCUGUCCCCCAAAAACAGUACUUCUGUCUUGUCAGGAUUCAAUCUCAAUCUGUUAGCCGCCAUCCAUCCUCCAACUGCCUCCAGACACUCACACAGGACCUUUACCGCCUUCACUGGUUCUGAUUUGAAAGAGGUAGAGCUGGAGGAGGCCUUAUCUCAGAUGGAAAGGGUUGUAGUUCAGUUGUAGAGCACCUCCUUUGUAUGUGAGAAUGUGGCACUUGAACUGGGAGAGGUCUACUUUCUCUGCCUCCAUCACUUGUACCUUAGCAGGGCCAGAUCAAAAUGUUCUAUGGGGUGGAUCUAGCUCAUUAGCUGCCCAUUGAACCAUGCUGACUUGGCUGCAAGUUACAUGAUCUGUAAGUUGCACAUUUCACUCCUGGCAAUCCUUAGUGGAGAGGGUUCUCCAGAUUCUGAGUAGCUUAACAGUACACAGCCAUCAGUCAGGAGCUUGAGCUGUUUGCAGAGUUUACUGUCUGUUCUUUCUGUGCUGGCUGAUCUUUGCUUUUUGCUGAAAAAAAGCAGGUAAAACAAAUUGCACCUGCUUCGUUUAGAUCACACGGACAAUUCUACCCACCCACCCUUAAUCUUAUUCCAUUUUCACCUUACCAGAAAGGAGCUUGUGAACUAACUGGGCCUCUGGGGCUGCUUUUCAUACUUCUCAUACAGAAUUUGGGGGUCUUCCAGUGUAAACGUUCUAGAGCAAAGUUUUCAAAUGAAUUGUAUCUGUAGAACAUAGCUGUCAACUUACAGAUUUGAAAAUAAGGGACCAGCAGCCUUGAAAAUAAGGGACCAGCAGCCAAAAUAAGGGACCUGCAGCCUCACCUGUUCCAGUCACUCCAGUCUUCCUGUCCUCCUGCAGUCUGGUCAAACUCAUGCUGGGUAGCUUCGAGAACACUGUCCAACCAACUUUGUAACCAGAGGUUCAACUGAAUAGAAUCUGAAUCACAUGCACCACAAGGCCUAUGCAGCCUCAACUUAAGAUGGCUCCCUGGCCUGGCUUUGCACUGCAAAGUUUGCAGCAGCACGUGCAACAAAAUGGCAUCCAGCAUUCAAAAAACCCCUCAGCUUGCAUUAACUAGCCACACACAAGGCAUGCAAGCUCCACCCCCCAGUCGUUCUUAGACUUCUUAUUGGGUGAGCAACACAGCCAAGCAACACAGCUGGAGCCUCCCUCCUCCCUGGCCGGCAGGGAGGGAGGGAGAGGAGCUGCUUCCUUUGAAAUUUAAGGGACAUCAUUUAAGGGACAUUUAAGGGACAUCCAUCAAUAAGGGACAGAAGUGGGACAUGGCGCUGGAAUAAGGGACUGUCCCUUCAAAUAAAGGACACUUGACAGCUAUGCCGUAGAACCAAUUACAAAAGCAUUCCAGUGAUCUAUUGUUACAGCCAUUUUGCUGUGCUUGAAUUGGAGAAUAAGGAUGUUGCAUCGGUUGAGAAUGUUGGCAGGAUCAAGACUUACAGCAAGAGAAUCCAGUUUCAUGUUUGUUAUCCUUGAAAAAUAUUAAUGUACAGACAUGGGAAUCCUGGCAAUAGGUGAUUUUAGAAAUGGAGCUAUCCUGUCUUGCUCCAUCUGGACCAAAGAGGCAGAGAGUCCUGAAAGAUCUCUUGGGGCGGGUGGGUGGAGUUGGAACUAUCACCCAUUGCUGUGACCCUGCCAACAAGUUAUAUAUGCCAUGGAAUAACUUGGUACCUAAUGUGCUUUGCUAGUGGAAUGCUCUCAUUUGGAUUACUGUGACUAAUUCUUUUUUUUUUUUAAGGGACGUGGAACUUUGGAUUGAGAAAUUUUCCAGUCUCCUUUGAGAGACAAGUGCUUUUCUGAUGAUGCACAAGAUCAAAGGGCAUGCAUUACACUCUCUGCUUCCUCGUUUUUUUCAGAUUAGCUGCAAAGCAAAAGCUUGAAUUGUAAACCAGCUUGAGCUUUUGGAAAGGCAAGGUAAAAAGAAAAAUGUCUUAAAUAAAAGAUGCAGUUGUGUAAAUGUAUGAGUAAAUGGAACUGCAACCUUUGGUAAAAUACUUUUUUCUGCUUUAAAAGGUUCAGCGUUAACAGUACAAAAGGACUAUUGUCAUUUCAAUAAUCAUUUUAAAAAUCUUGCAGCUUUCUCUGUUCUGAUCUUUGGAAGCACACGCACUUGUCAAAAAGGAAAGGGUUUGACGGAAUGCAUUAGACUUUCUAAUCUGAAAGAGCAUCCCAUAUACCGUAUUAAGAGUUGUUGGACAGAUUGAAAUUCCUGUGCAAACAGAUUUUUCACCCUCCUCCCUCCCCAAACUCACUUGACCAGUGAGGCGGGGGAGGGGAGGUCUGGUUAAUUAUUCCCUUUCUUAAUUGCAUGGCUGCAAGCAUAAAACUCUACCCUUCUAUAUAUUCUGGCUAAAAAAAGGUUUUGGUCUUUUCUUGUCAAGAGAUCUUGUCUAGCUGGUUUGAGUUACUUGAUUGUAUAACAGAAAUUACUUCAUAACUAAGUCGUACAGGAAUUUCUUAAAUGGAAUUGGUGAGCGUGUGUGAAAUAGGGUAUGUACUUUUCCUUUUUGUUAUAAUUUGAUUGAUCAAUAUGCAGUUGUGAUUAAUGAACUGUGAUUACUGAAUUUCUUUUGGUGUCUUUAUGUUAAUGAUACAAAGCCUCAUUCCCCCCACCCCCAGGGUUCACUGUUACAUAUUUUUCUGUGGAUUAUGGUGCAUUGACAUGCAUAUUUCCUUUACAUCUAUGUUUCAGUAACUUUCAAUGCAAUCCUAUGCAUGUCUACCCACAAGUAGACAUCCACCAUAUUUUUCACUCUAUAAGACGCAUUUUCCCCCUCCUAAAAUGUAAGGGGAAAUGUGUGUGUGUGUUAUGGAGCGAAUGCAGACUUUGGGGCUACCCCAGAAGCCAGAACAGCUAGAGGGAGUGCUGCGUAGUGCUCCUUCUAGCUGUUCUAGCUUCUGGCUUAGCCGUGCGAAGCCUCUACAGGGCAGCGGGAUGAAGGCUCCCCUGGCUAUCCCUGGCUUUUGCGUGCGGCUCUGUCCCUUCCCCCAUCUCCCAGAAAAGCCCCCCAAAACCGCACUCCCUUUAAAGAGCGCAUGGCUCUUGCGGGAGGUCGGGGGAAAGCCAGGCUGCUUGCUUUCGCUAAAGCCAGGAGAACAAGUGGGAUCAGUGCGCACUGAUCCCACUUGCUCUCCUGGCUUCAGGGAUAGCCCUGCAAAGCCUCCUGAGCGAAGAGGGAGGAGCGCUCCCUCUUCACUCAGGAAGCUUCUUAUUUCUUGUUUUCCUCCCCUAAAAACUAGGUGCGUCUUAUGGUCAGGUGCGUCUUAUAGAGCGAAAAAUACGGAAAUUCAGUGGGACUCGGUCCCAGGUAUGUUGCUAUAGGAUUGCACCUCCCUCCCUCCCUUAUAAUAAUGGCUGUACAGUGCAUGCACAAGUGUAGUCUCUGGUUUUGCAGAUUGUAAAAACUGCCAGAAUUUUUAGUGCAUUAGUUAUUAGAAGAUGAUCCCGAGAUGUUCCCAAGACAUCAGAUUUAGCAUCAGGCACAGAACUCAGCACUGGUGAUAAGGGUGAAUUUUGGGGUAUUCAAAAUGCAAACUCCUGCAGUUUGAGAAGCGUCACCCCCAAUACAAGGCAAUCCCAGACCCUUCCAAAUUUGGGACAGGGCUUGGUUUGCUGUGUACCAAAGUUUAACCAUCACUUCUGCUGAUGCCAACAAAAUCUGGCUCCUGAUAUCGCUGUCCUCUUUUCUUCCUCCCAAACUUACUUGAUGGUGGGGCAGUUACAUAUUGGGGCCUUGGGAGCCCUGGGAAACAGCAUUUCCCAUGGCUCCUUGAGACUGGAAUGCUGCUACUGUAGGGAUCUAGGCACCAGAGGGGAGUCCGAGAGGGGAGACCUUGCUACCCCUGCAGCGCUGCCAGGGAAGGGAUGGCAUUGGGCACAGGAGUUGAUGGGAAUGGGGGAGGAUGACCCGAUCCUUGCUUUUUUGCAACUUUCCCUUUUGCAAGUUCUUGAAGGCUCAGUCGUGUUUUGUUUUUAGUGCUUGCAAGUCUAAAUCAAGGGAAGUUAAGGGUCAUUUCCUUAUCAGCACUCAGCAGCCUGAACAGCUUAGUUUUAUUUUAUUUUACCCAAACGGCUUUAAAUCCUUAUUUGUUGCUGUAUAUGCUUGAAAGGACAUGGGGCUGAUGCUUGCUGUGAUAUCGCAAAGACAUCAAGGAGGCUGGGUAGGAUUGCCAGUAGUGAAGGUGGGGGUAGGGCUUCGUCGUCCCACAAAUAUCCUUGCCCUACCUCACAAUGGCCACAAACAAAAUUAAGUAUUAAAUGCACAUUUCUUGGAACUCGGCGACUUACGUAGCUUGCAGAAUUUAGCUUACUGGGGCGGUAGGGGUGGGGGCAGUUUUGAUUCCCGUCCUUCUCUGCAGAGUACGCAGAGCUCUCUGUAUAAUUUAUUCUAGAACCUAAUAUUAGCUUUUCGUAAGACAACAUACAAGAGGUGUCCUUGAGAGAAACAGAAAGAGAGAGGGAGAGAGAAAGGAGUUAGCACUCUUUUUAAAGUUGCUGCUGUAAUUAAAGCCUGAAGCUUCUUGUUACUAUGGAAACGCCAAGCACCACAAAUAUGAAAUGCAGGUUCCAAGGCCUCCGUUAAAUGUGCCCUAAUAUUCUGCGUUCGUAAGGUUGAAGUUGUGCUUUCUGAAUGUGCUUCCCCCUCCCUCUCUGCCACCAACAGGCAAGAGCCCUUUUUGCAUUCACAAGCGCACAUGAAUCUUGGGGGGAAGGGGCAUUCACAAGUGCAUGCUGAAGCGGAGCUGUUGGGGGGAGAAGGGAUGGGUGGCAGGGAGACUGAGGCUGAGGUGAAGAACAUAAAAAGAGCUCUGCUGGAUCAGGCCAGCACCCCGUUCUCUCAGUGCCCAACCAGAUGCCUGUGGGAAGCUGACAAGUAGAACGAGAAACUAUGGAACUCACUCCCUCAGGGGGCAGUGGUGGCGCCGGCCUAGAUGGCUUUGAAAGAGGAUUAGACAAAUUAAUAGGGGAAUAGGAGGCAGUAUUGCUUCUGAAUACCAGUUGCUAGAAACCGCAGAGUACAGUGGUACCUUGGGUUAAGUACUUAAUUCGUUCCGGAGGUCCGUACUUAACUUGAAACUGUUCUUAACCUGAAGCACCACUUUAGCUAAUGGGGCCUCCUGCUGCCGCCACGCCGCCGGAGCACGAUUUCUGUUCUCAUCCUGAAGCAAAGUUCUUAACCUGAAGCACUAUUUCUGGGUUAGCGGAGUCUGUAACAUGAAGCGUAUGUAACCUGAAGUGUAUGUAACCUGAGGUACCACUGUAUUGUUGCCCUCAGGUCCUGCUUGUUGGCCACUGUGAGAACAGGAAGCUGGACCAGAUGGGCCACCGGUUCCUAUUCCACUUUUGCCACUGCUGAUAUGUUCACUUCUUCCCCCUGGGCCCAAUCCGGGCCUCUCCGAGAGGAGGAAGAUGAGAUGUAUAGAAGUUAUUGCUCCUCUCCUUGCUCACCAACGCAGCCUUGAGAGGGCAGGUGAACAGGCAACAACAGUAGGAAGGAUGAGUAGCAUCACAUGGGACCCCUAUUGGGGUCUGGGCCUCAACAGAUGCUCAAUGAUGCCAGCCUUGUCCAUCAACCAGAGGUCUAAUGGCUGCUAGGUGGUGUGUUGAGUGCUAUGUAUGUAGAAGCUGAGGGGGGGAAAUUGUAUCCCUUUCCCAAGGUACCAAAUAUUGCUGUUUCAGGGCUGGGCAAAUGUGAUGUCUUUGCACCCGAAACUUUUCAAUCAAACUAGACCUUUUCCUGUGAGGGCACCAGACUUUUGCUCAGCGUUCAGACUGCAAUAUUCCAUAAGGUGAGGAGAUGUGAUUCAUCUGGAGGCAAGGGGAAAAGGUCUGCCACAAAUUAUCCCAACUUCCCUUCUGUCUUUCGUAAACUUGGCACCUCUAAUCUUAGCCUUUGCUUCUGCCCGUCUAGCAGCAUUUUCAGCUUCCUGCUGUCAGCAUCUUUCUUGUGGCAAUGUAAUAUAUUAGUCAUUUAUACCCAGUUAGAACUAGGAAAGCUUAGCAUAAUGCUGAGCCUGCCUCCGAAUGCUUUGUAUAACAAUACUGAGCAACAUGGGGAUGGCUGUGUGCGGAUGUUUUCAAGUGUUUUUGUGGACAUCGGGGGCAAGCCCCUCCAGAUGUUGUGGGAUUCCAACUCCAACACCAAAGUGACCCCCCUGGGGUGCAAGCCUGGGCAGAGUGUAGGGAAGUUCUGGGAUGCCCAGAUGACAAGACCUACUCCCCCUCAGCCUCGCUGAUGUGGUCUAAAGGAAAGCAGAGCAAUACGUUUGGCACCAGCUUGGCUGCAGGAGUUUCCAGAAGCUAUAGGAGCCAACUCCUAGGGGCUGAGGUCCCUUCGCCCCCACACUAGAGGCUGCUGGCUUCCCAAGUUGAUGGGCAUUGCCAUUCAAUUGGUGGGUGGGUGUUCUGCAUCUUGUGAUGCGUUAUGCAGGGUGGGGCUUCCCUGCCCCCUCCAUAUUUUAUUCAAGUUGGCGCCCCCUGCCGGAUGGAGGUAUACAAGGCACCAUCUUAGGGACUCCACUCUGGAUUUGUGUAGGGUUUACUCCUUAGCCUUUUCUUCUCCCAAAGAUAUUCCACAAGGCAGCAGAGAUUAAGGCUUAGAGUUUUCCUUCUUCUAGAUGGGCUACCUUCCAAGACUGACAAGCUGCAUUUGCCCCUCACUUCCCUCUGCAGCACGUGAAGAAACCACCUUCUUGACUGUUGGACCCGCAGUUGGUCUCAAUCUGCCAGAGCCUCACAUGCAGGGAAGUUCCUAACUCACUGAGGGUUUGAGACCCAUUGGCUACCCUCACCUGGUUUAACUGGCCAGUUGAAGCCAUUUCCCAGGGUGUGGCUGCUGUCACAUGCUGACAGCUUCUAGGAGCCACAUGUGAGAGCUAAGUGCAGGGUGGGGAUCAAAGGAGGACAGACUACCCCAGAAGGAGCACGACAUGUCCCCCAACACAGGUACUGCCCUUACUCUAACACUCCAUACAUCCCAGCAUCAGUGAAAAAUGUUGUUGUUCUUGUUGUUGUUGUUUAGUCGUUUAGUCUUGUCCGACUCUUCGUGACCCCAUGGACCAGAGCACGCCAGGCACUCCUGUCUUCCACUGCCUCCCGCAGUUUGGUCAAACUCAUGUUGGUAGCUUCAAGAACACUGUCCAGCCAUCUCGUCCUCUGUCGUCCCCUUCUCCUUGUGCCCUCCCAUCUUUCCCAACAUCAGGGUCUUUUCCAGGGAGUCUUCUCUUCUCAUGAGGUGGCCAAAGUAUUGGAGCCUCAGCUAGUGGCUGGAUAAAAGUGGGCCCUGAUUAUUACUGUCAUAUAAUUAGCACACUUAAAUAAAAAUGGUGGGAGGGGUGGAAUCGAAAGAAUAUUCCUUACAGUUUUGCAUCAUUUGUCAUUCCUGCCCACCCCCUCGCCAUCAGUGCAUCUUCAAUCAUGGAACAGAUCCCCGUUGAGGCAAGCCAUGUUUGAUGGAGGGUGAAGUCAUCAGAAAUUGACGCAGAGCUUUGUUUUUGCUUUACAGCGCCAGAUGCUUGUCAUGAAAAAUAUGACAAGAUCAGAUAUGGAGCCGUUUAUGUUGUCUCUAAUUAUCCUGCUAUAUCAGUGCCUAGUUAAGGCAGCUGGCUAAGCCCCCAUGUAAGAUGCUGUAAUUCUGCUGAGUGCUGAGAUGGGCCGAGCAUCUGCUUCGGAGCUGCGGCAUAAUUAGGCUUAAAUCUGAACCCUGCUUAUAGGGUUUUUGUGCUUUUUUUUUUUAGUUUGAUGGUAGUCAGGUGACAUAUAGAUCACUGUCAGAACAGGUUCCUGUGGAGUGGAUGCUAAGGCAAAUGGAAAGCAAGGCAAAGGAAGUCUGAAGCCAGCGCAGUCAGUUGCUCCAAAGCGGAAAUGAUUCCCUAUCCUGUUUAAUUACUCCAUUUGUUUCAAUUAUUUAAAAUUCCAUUCAUAACUGAUUUGGAACUAGUCACUCAUUUCCGCCAUUUUAACUUGUUUUUGUGCCUUUGGUGGCAGACAAAGCCACUUUACUGGCGUGAAACUGUCAGACCGUAUACAUUUAAAGUUGUAUCAUGCCACUUCUAGCAGCCACGGCUUCCCCCCAAGGAAUCCUGGGAACUGUAGUUGGUACAGGAACCCCUAUUCCCACCACAGAGGUACAAUUCACAGAGUGGUUCAACAAUCAGUCCCUCUUCCCAGGGAGCCCUUACCUCCCCAGCUAUGACUCUCCAACACAAUUGGCUGAAAUUGAAGUGGGGGCACAUAAGCACUUUUGGUGGCCAGUUCAGCAAUCCGUGGGUUAGAGCAGAGUUUCUCAAACUCGGGUCUCCGGCUGUUUUUGGACUACAAGUCCCAUCAUCCCUAUCUAGCAGGACCAGGUCAGAGAUGAUGGGAAUUGUAGUCCAAAAACAGCUGUGACUGCCUGUGAGGUGAUCCAAGGAGACAUGGAGUGCAGAGAAGAAAUCAAGCAGAGUAAGUGCAUGUGAGAACCAGGCAUAGGCUGGUGUGAAUCAUUCAAUGGUUUUCAUCACGGGAUUGUUCGGUUGGCGCAGCCGCACCAAGCUCGGCGCCCAAUUAGCUAAUCUUAACACGACAGAAGCCGCAUCGUCAAUUGUGCCCUCCGGGAGAGAUGUUCCUUGUCAUACUAUUUCUUAAAAGGAUAAACGACAAGAUGUAAUUUGUUAGAAGCCACCUUCUUAAGGCUGCGCAGUGAUGCUCACUGACAAAUCGCAGUUACAAGUGGCAUCGUGAUCGGGAGCACGUCGUGCAAAAUUUAAAAGAAGAAGCAUCAGCCACGCUAUUUGGUUGUCAUUCUGAAAUUCCAAGGGGCUCAUUUCUGAGUGAAUUAUGUGUUUUGAAAGGCAGAUUUUAUAGCUAUUUCUCUCUUUCCCUUGACACUUGCUAUCAUCUUGCUUGCAAUUCUUUCACCAGUAUUAUUACUAUUAUAAUAAUAAAUCUACCGUGCCUAAUGUACAGAGUUUGUGGUGGGUGCUAGAUAUUACAUCAUGGGAGGCUUGUGGGGGGGGGAUAGCAAAAAGAGAAGGGGCCUUUUCAGUGGCAGCCCCUGGUUUAUGGAAUGCUUUCCCCAGAGAGGCUUGCCUGGCACCAAAAACAUCAUCUUUCUGGUGCCAGGGGGUUUCUCUUCUCUCAAGCAUUUUACCGUUAAAGUUAUACAGCAGUUGAUGGUAUUUUGGGGCUUAUCUGAUUGUCUCUGUUGGGGAAGGCAAGGAUUUGUUUUAUGGUCUGAUCGCUUUUUUGUUUGCGCUGUUUUUAAUAAUGUUGCACCAUGUAUCUCUUUGAGCCUUUCUGUGUAAAGUGGCUCAUGAAAAUCCAGGCUCAUCAUCAAGGUCUAGUUAUCAUGAGCAGCAGAUAAGAUUGUAAGAUACACCACAGUUCAGGUGUCACUUGAUUGAUUCUUCUUCCUUAUAAACAGAUUCCCUGUAUGUUGAAAACUAGUUGUCAUAAAGAAGGGUUCUAGCCUCUUUCUACCUGCAAGUUUUCUAUAUUCGGGGAAUAGGGACGCUCCUCUAUACAAAAAAUCAUUUUAGCCCUCAUCUGCAAUAAUAAUAACAACAGUUAUUAUUAUUUAUACCCCGCCCAUCUGGCUGGGUUUCUCCAGCCACUCUGGGCAGCUCCCAAUAGAAUUAAUGAUGAUAAUAAUAAUCAUUUUAAAAAAGCAAUAAAACACCAGACAUUAAAAGCUUCCCUAAACAGGGCUGCAAUCAUAUUUAUCUGUGUGCUGUUUUAUGUACGCAUUCAUUCAUUCUCAUAUAAGCACAGCGCAGCAAACACGGCAUGCUAUUCAUCCCUUUUUUACCUUCACAUCAACCCUGUGAGGUAGGCUAGUUCAAGAAGACAGUGACUAGCACAAGGUCACCCAGUAUGUUUCAUGAAAUAGGCCCAAAUGACUGAUGGAAGGCACCCGAUUACCUGAAUCAUAUUUGGCAGGUGAUAACUGAACUGUUGCACGCAGGGUACAUGUACAAUGCACUAUUUUUCCACAGGGAACAUCUGGUAAUCAUUUCAGCUGUACAUAACAGUGCCUCAUCAUGACUUGCAGGAGCCUUAUACUCCAAAUUCAGGAGGGAUGAGCCUUGUCACUUAGGAUAGCACUGUGAUGUGACCAAUCUUCUCUCCAGAAACCUUGAUGGGUAGCAAUUUAGCGCUAUGGUUCAUAACCUAUGGCUCUCAGGAUUUUGCCGAACUACAACUCCCCUAAUUGUCCAUGACUGUUGGCUGUGCUAACUGGGGCUGAUGGAAGUUGGGAGUCCAAUAACAUCUGGAGCACCUCUGGUUUCCCAUCCCUGGUGUAGGUGAUGACAGACUCUCCUAGUUGGAAUAUAAAUGCCAUUUACUUCCUCUUCCCUGCUCAAGUUUACUAUGCGUCUUUGUUCCUUUACCAUUCAAUCAACAUUUUUUUUGUUUUUAAAUUGUGAAGAUAAAAACCAUCCUCUCUCCAACUACGGUUUACAUGGCUCCAUUAUGUUGGUACCUGCCUCUAUCAUCAGUGAGGGAUGUUUUUCUCUCCUUGCUGGGCUAACGAUGAGAGCAGCACAUCUAUUACGUUUGAGAAAUUGGGGUUCUGUGCUAAGAAAUGUUCUCAUUUUGCAGGCAGAAUGUCUUACGCUUAGAGUGGGAGUAAAUUUUGCAUAAAAUAAAAUUACAUGUUUUAUUUUGGGUGCAUGCCCAGAUUGGCAUGGCUCUUUCCUCCCCUCCUCCACCCACUUGUCAUGUGUGCGAAAAGAAAAGAAAAAUGAAAUUGUAGAACAAGCACAUUAUUUUUGUCAGUCCAUUGACAAGCUAAGAACUGACUUUCAUAGCAAGUCUAAGAGGCAUGACAACAUUCAGAUAUUUUACCACCUGCCCAUCGCUUGCCUCAAGCAAGGUACCGUAUUUUUCGCCCUAUAGAACACACUUUUCCCCCUCCAAAAAUGAAGGGGAAAUGUGUGUGCAUCCUAUGGGGCGAAUGCAGGCUUUCGCUGAAGCCUGGAGAGCGAGAGGGGUUCCUCUCGCUCUCCAGGCUUCAGGAAGCUAUCUGCAAGCCUUGCGAGCCCGCGGGAGUUCCCACCGGGCUCGCAAGGCUUGCGGGCAGCAGCCUGCACCCCGAAGCAUGGGGCGCGCUCCGGAGUGCACCCCGGGCUUCGGGCAGAUGUCCGCAAGCCUUGCGAGCCCGGCGGGAACUCCUGUUCUGGGGGCUGGGGUUGGGGGAAGCUCGGGCUUCCCCCGCCCCAGCCCUGUGGCUGGGGGGGGGAAAUAAAUUUUUAUUUAUUUAUUCCCCCCAAAAAAAAACAACUAGGUGCGCCCUAUGGGCCAGUGAGCCCUAUAGGGUGAAAAAUACGGUACUCAGAAGGAUCUCUAAGGCUCAACCAGGAAAUAGUCAUUAGAAUAUCUAGCAUGCAUUCUUUAAUCCUAUGCAAAAAGUACAGUACAUGAGCAGCUUUUGACCUCUGAGGGGUUGCAGAGACCCCUAUCUUUAAGUGGAACUAGCAAAUCUGCUGUCUAAAAUCUUUCAAAGUAAAACACAAAAAUGUGCCAAUAAAGUAUCUGUUUUCUAUUUGGGUAUUGCUUGAAAAAAAAUUAAUAUGGCAUGCAAUUAUUGGGAGCAGACAAUGUUGGGCCCAAUAUUAUUUACAUGAUUAAGAUUGCAGGGUGUACGUGUGUGUCUAAAUUCUUAGUACAGCCGAACUAAAGGAAUUCUGCAUUUUUAAAUCUUAAAGCAUAAUGGGCUUAAAUUGGAACAGCCAGGUCAGAGAGGAAAAUAAACAAACCAGUUAAGAAAGUUAAAAACAUAGUUGGAAAAACAUUUAGACGCUACCUCACCCCUGUCUUUUCCACCAAUUGUUCAGGUGUUUAGCAGAUAUCCUCAGUUACGGAAACAUCCUGACAGUCUACCACAUCAAAUCAGUUUCCUCCAAAUAUUUUCAAAACAUCUAAUGCACAUGUGAUUUCCUGCCUUAACCAAAUGGUGGCCGAAAGGGAAAUGACAUUUCAAGGCUCUGAUGUUAUAAGGCAGAAUCAUGAUCACUAUGUAAUACACUGAAUUUUAUGGUCAGAGUUCCCGUUUUUUCUCUUGCUUGGAAACCCACACUGUUGGUACUCAUAAGGAAAAGUUUCCAUCAGCCACAUGAGGAAUGAGAAAGAAAGGAGCAAAGUGAUUCUCACAGUAGCUGCAAGAGGAAUUCAUUGCACACCUUAGAGUUGUGCAUGCCAGUUCAGAUAUUGGCACUCUGAAUCUGCCCCCAUUUGUCAUCCAUCUCUGCUGCUGCCAGUCCUGUAUCUUGAUAGCAUCUCCUUUUAUUCCAAAGCAAUUUAGUUUGCAGCCAAUGGAAAAUAUGGUUUGCCUGAGAGGGUAGUUCAGGCAUAGGCAAACUCAGCCCUCCAGAUGUUCGGGGACUACAACUCCCAUCAUCCCUAGCUAACAGGACCAUCGGUCAGGGAUGAUGGGAGUUGUAGUCCCAAAACAUCUGGAGGGCUGAGUUUGCCUGUGCCUGGGAUAGUUCAUGAAACCUGCCAAGGGAGAAUGCGGGAGAGAGUCCAUGCAAAGGAUAGCAAACUCAGAACUAAAGCUGCCCUACCUGCCCCAUGAAGCUUUUGAGAAUGGUCCUUUGGCACAAUUGUCUGGGAAUCUUUGAUAAGAACCUAGGAAUCUGCCUUAUACCGAGUCAGAUCAUUGCUCCAUCUAGCUCAGCAUCACUCGGCAGGGGCUUUCCAGGAUUCCAGGCAAAGGUUCUCUCCCAGCCCUACCUGGAGAUGCCAGGGAUUGAACUUGGGACCUUCUACUUACAGGGAGCUAUGGCCUCUACUGUGCAAAAAUAGGCAGAUUUGCUUGAGUUGCAUCAUUAUUUGGGAAUUCCUUUUUGUGGUGCAGAAUCUGGAUUGCUGAGACACUGUAUGAAUAUUUUUAGCACAGAGUAUGCACUGUGCUGAUAACAGUGAUCUUCCUUUCAAGGUAACUGAGAAGAAGGGUGGUGAAACAAGGUGUCAUUACAGGACUUAAAGUGUCAAAGUCGCACAGGGCUGGAGCCAGAAUGUAUUGUAGCAUAUCUGGGCUAGUUUAGGCUGUGCAUAGCACACCAUUAGUUCCCCAGGUGGGGGAAUGCACAUUUCAGUCCACAUCAACAGAUAAAUUGAUUUUGGGAUUGAGUAUCAUUGUGCUUAUCCAUAUUUGCAUUAAUUGCACUCACAGAUCUCCUUCGCUCGACUGGGGCAAAUACAUCCGUUGUCAACUAAUGCCAGGAGCAUUUGUCAUUUCGACAGUAUUCCUAUUAAAAAUGGAUUUGCAGUUGUCUUCAUGAUGGGUUUGCUGUGCUGUUCAGCUAUGACUGAAACGUAUAAUACAAGAUACAAUAUUUGUAUAAUGCAAUAUUUUGCUGAAACGUAUAAUACAAGAAUAUGCCUCAGCUGCUUCAAUCUGGAAUGUUCAAGAGCCUUAUAGAUUGCAUAGCUUUGCAUAUUUGCUGGGAAAUAAACAUUUUUAGGAUGCACCAUGUGUAUUGACACCCCGCCCCUCUGGAAUUAUACUACCUGAUAGGAACAAUCUCCAAACCACUUAACUUUCCAUUGAUUUCAAUGGAACUGCUUUAGAUAGAAUGAUUUUGCUGAUGGCAGCCAUACAAGGCAAUCCUUUUAUAACCAAUUUUUUGCAUAAGUGUGAUGAUGCAUGUUUUUGCGCAGAGCAGUGGGUGGUGUAUAUGAUGCCUUGUUCCGGUUGUUUUUUAAGAUAAUUUUUGAUUUUGUGCAUAAAUAAAAGGCUUACACACAAUCAUGAAAAAAAGUAGAAUCAAUGCGACUAAUUUGCUUAUGACUAAGUCAUCUGGAGGAAUGAAUUGCUACUAUGGAACAGUUUCCAAACGCAAAAGGUUACCUACAAGAAAACAUGCCAAUGAGAAGCCUCUACAGUGGUACCUCGGGUUACAAACACUUCAGGUUACACACUCCGCUAACCCAGAAGUAGUAUCUCAGGUUAAGAACUUUACCUCAGGAUGAGAAGAGAAAUUGUGUGCCGGUGGCAUGGCAGCAGCAGGAGGCCCCAUUAGCUAAAGUGGUACCUCAGGUUAAGAACGGUUUCAGGGUAAGAACGAACCUUCAGAACGAAUUAAGUUUGUAACCAGAGGUACCACUGUAUUCCCAAAGCAGUAUGAUAUCCAGGAUUACCAGUAGAAAUGGGGAGUCCCCAGCUGAACUCAGCCCCAAAAUCACUAGGUUGCCUAAGGCAAACUAUGGUUCUUUCCGUUUCCUGUCUCCCUUUCCCCCUCUGCAGUUUGGGGCUAAUAAUACUGCAGUCCCCCACAGCAGCGACCUCUAACCACCCCAGACCCCCAGCCACCAACCUGUGUUGCUUUCCCUGUUGUUAGCCUUCCUGUUUAAGACCACGGCUAGUUAACACGUGCCAGGGAGGCGACCUCAUUAACAUGCAAAUACAAAGCUACUUGGCUGGGACUGACAUUUUAAUUAUCUCCCACCAGUGUGACUUUCUCUCCAUCUCAUCGUAUCGCGUGUUUUAUUUCAUUAGAAAAGCCAGGGUAUUGGCUGUCAGCUAUUAAUUAUGAAACCUAUUUAUAACAGUAGCCUGUCGACGUGACUUGCUCUUUGUUCCACAAAUCAAGUGUGUGUGUAUUAUUAAUGCGCUCGGAGCAGGCUUUUUGCUAACCACAGCUAGCGCAUUGGAAGCCACGCAAACUUCGCUCUCCUCCUCAAAUUCCCCUCUUAAGCAGUUUUGCCGGCAUCAGCCGUAAUCGUAGCUAAGACCAACCAGGGUUUCUCUUUAAGCAAGAAUCUGAAAGUACAGUUUGAAGUCACAUAGGAAGUUGCCUGGGACUGAGUAACCAUUGGUUCCUCUAGCUCAAUGUUGGCUGGCAGCAGUUUAUAAGUCCCUCUUCACAGGGAAUUCUGGGAAUGGUACCUCUGUGAGGGGAAUGGGUGUGUGUGGCCUAACAACUCCCAGCACUCUUUGAACCAACUCUAGCUCCCAGAAUGCUUUGGGGGAAGCCAUGAGUCUUCCUAGUGGUAUCAUAGUCCUUGUUCAAGGAGGCAUUGCGGCCAGGCAAAAGCACCGAAGAAGGACUCAAGAGGAGGGCCAGUGAAGGGUGCAGCUUCCGGAGUGGACAUGGUCUGGGAGACUUCCAAAGGCCAGAAAGAGAGAGCCACAUCUGACCCCCAGGCCUGAGGUUUCACAUACAGUAGAUACCAAUGAACUGUCUAACCACAGUUACGGGGUAGGUGUGGAUUUUGUUUCAAGGUAAGAUAAAGUCUGCAGAGGGAGAGCUCUGGUUUCCUAGCCUGAUCUCCUGAUAUGGCUCACUGUGGUUACUGGAGAGCUUUCUUUACCACAGGUUUGAAACAAAAAUCCUGGUUUGUAUUAAGCUAGCGCUCCCUGGGAUGCUAGCGCUUAGCCUGGGAAUUGUAGCUUAGUGUUAGUUAACAAACCAGGAAAAUAAACAGAAGAUUGGGCUAUAUAAACACCAUACAUUUUAAGCUCCUGGUUUCCCCAAGAGAAGGCUGGGAAGUGUCAUUUGUUAAGGGUGCUGGGAAUUGUAGCUAUCUGAGGAAUAAACCCCAUUUCCCAGGAUUCUUUGGGGGGUGUCAUAUGACCAGUAUUAUGUCUGCAUUGGUACACAGCACAUUGCACAGAUAGAUGACAGCUGGGAAAGAUCAGAAAUGAGGAAGACCAAGUAUACUUAAAAGACUGGAAUAAUUUUCUAACAUAUUUGAGAGACCACUGUAAACAGUUGAAAUCAUUGGCAGGAAUAGAAUGACACUUGUAAAGUAAUAUGGAUUUUGGAUACCAUGAUUAUAUGAUAGAUUACAGUAAAAGAUGCAGGAAAAUGUUUAGAAUUGGAACCCAUGGAGGGAGGGAGGGAGGUCUCAAGGUUCUAAAGAACCACUUUUUUAAGGUUUGAAAAUGUUAUGUGUAUGGUGUGCAACUUUGAUGUAAAACUAAUAAAAAUGUAUAUAUAUAAAACCUCAGAUAUGCGGAUGACACAACCUUGAUGGCAGAAAGUGAGGAGAAAUUAAAGAACCUUUUAAUGAGGGUGAAAAAGGAGAGCGCAAAAUAUGGUCUGAAGCUCAACAUCAAAAAAAUGAAGAUCAUGGCCACUGGGCCCAUCACCUCCUGGCAAAUAGAAGGGGAAGAAAUGGAGGCAGUGAGAGAUUUUACUUUCUUGGGCUCCAUGAUCACUGCAGAUGGUGACAGCAGUCACGAAAUUAAAAGACGCCUGCUCCUUGGGAGAAAGGUGAUGGCAAAUCUAGACAGCAUCUUAAAAAGCAGAGACAUCACCUUGCCAACAAAGGUCCGUAUAGUUAAAGCCAUGGUUUUCCCAGUAGUGAUGUAUGGAAGUGAGAGCUGGACCAUAAAGAAGGCUGAUCGCCGAAGAAUUGAUGCUUUUGAAUUAUGGUGCUGGAGGAGACUCUUGAGAGUCCCAUGGACUGCAAGAAGAUCAAACGCAUCCAUUCUUAAGGAAAUUAGCCCUGAGUGCUCACUGGAAGGACAGAUCAUGAAGCUGAGGCUCCAAUACUUUGGCCACUUCAUGAGAAGAGAAGACUCCCUGGAAAAGACCCUGAUGUUGGGAAAGAUGGAGGGCACAAGGAGAAGGGGACAACAGAGGAUGAGAUGGUUGGACAGUGUUUUCGAAGCUACAAACAUGAGUCUGACCAAACUGCGGGAGGCAGUGGAAGACAGAAGUGCCUGGCGUGCUCUGGUCCAUGGGGUCACGAAGAGUCGGACACGACUAAACGACUAAACAACAACAAUAUAUAAAAAAGAUAGAUGACAACUGAUGUUCCUCUUGAGUUUUGUUUUAAAUUAAGAUGUUUCUCCUGCCUUUCCAUGUCCGCUGCAGCUAACGACAAAAUAACAAAACACAUUGCAAACCCCAAAAAUAUGAAAACACAGACAUUACUAAUAAGCAGCAGUCAUCAAAACCGUGUGGUGGUGUUGUUGUUGUUGUGUGUGUAGAUUAUAGAGCGCACAGAGUUUUAAUUGCUAAUCACUGAGAUGGACAAACUUUCCACAUACGGCUUUUGAUAUUGCUGACUAUAAAAUGCAUAACAGGGCCGGGUGGUAGUGGUGGAAAUGGAGCCAAAUGUCUCUGCAUGUAUGUUCGUGUUUCCUCCUGUUUUAAAAGGCAGGUUUGAUGAAUGGGGUCUUCUAACCUCUAAUACACAAUAGGAGCAUUUGUUUUGUGCUAAGUCAAUGAAAUGAAUUGUUUUUGUUUUGAGCUUAAGUGCUCCUGCUGCCCCACGUAGCCUCGCUUGUAGCCAAAAAAGCACAUAAUAGCUGGUGCAUAGCACUGGAAAAUGUUUUCGUUGUGGGAAAAUAAAGGGCCAAGCGCUAGGCCUUCCCAUUUCCGUAUAAUGUUUUGGAACGAGUGUUCUGUGACACCAUUGGAGCGCUGGAAAAGUACAGAAUGUGGUGCCUCUGUGUGACAAAUGCAGCUAUGAUUCUUUUUACAGCAAACUUCUAGCUCUUAACAGCUGUCAAGGAAUGUUUAAAAGUGUGCAGGCAAUGCCAGGAGCCAGAAGAGAACAUUUCCAGCUGUUGGGAGUGGGUUUCAGUAUACAACAUAGCCUAGGACUGAACUACAGCUUACGUGCAAAUACGUGAAAGAAAAUCCUGGCAGCCUCUUGUAAGGAAAAGCAGCUUUGGAAAGUGGAGUUACAGGAAGUACGGAAAUGUGCGCACACUGCUGCUGCUCUGUUCUGAAUCACACACACGCAAUGCUCAAAGGGGGCUGUUUUUAUGAAACAUGUAGAUAGGCCUCUGUUGCCUCCCUAACAAACCAGAAUGAACGAUGUAAAUAGUAAACAAUGUCACGAUAUUAUCCAGAAUAAGACUAACCAUGGAAAUCAUGCAUAGCAUGGAGAAAGUGGACAAAGAAGAGAUUUUUCCCCUCUCUCAUAACACAAUAACUCCUGGGCAUCCAGUGAAGUUGAAUGUUGGAUGAUCAGUCCAAAUAAAAGGAACUUCUCCCGCAGGAGGCAGUGAUGGCCACCAACUUUGAUGGCUUUAAAAGAGGAUCGGAGGAGAGGGCUGUUGAUCUAUGAUGGCUCUGCUUUGCUUCCACGAUUGGAGGCAGUAAUGUUCCUGAAUACCAGUAGCUGGAAAAUGCAAGAAAGGAGAGUCCUGUUUGCGGACUUCCCCCAGGCAUCUUGUUGGCCACUGUAAGAACAGGAAGAUGGACCCACCAGGCUCUUCUUAUGUUCUUUAUGUUAAAACUGCUCAUUUUGCAUAAUGUUAAACGGGUUGUUGCAGUCAGCUUUUAUCGGCGCAGAAACUGGGUUACACGGACACCUAAUUUUAAUUCAGUUUUUAGGUUUGUGGUACACACACACAAUUUCAUGUCCCCAUUUUCAGGGUACAAAAGUGGUGGAGGAUUUCAGUGGCGGGAUGCGGACAAAAGCUGCUGGUGUUCUUUUCCCUCCUGAUGGCCACCGUUUUGGUUGCCCCCAAAGGCUGGUGGCAAUAUCAUUUUGGAGUGAUAGAAUAGCAGCUACCAGUGGGAGGAACUAGUUGAAGAUCUGUAUGUUGCCCAUAGCCAGCCAUGGAAUUUGCACCCUGCCCCCAAAAUGCAAAAAUAGGGAAGCAGAACAGCUUCCCUUCAUGAAAUUUCUCCCUCCAGAUUCAGCCAGAGGUUGAGCUCAAGUUUAGUACACACAGCAGUGCUGAACACAGUUUCUCUUGCAUGAGGUCUUCUUGCUCACUCUUUCAGUGAAUCUCAAUAAUGAUUAUCUUUUUUACUUUUUCAGAAAAAUGACUCUUUGCUAAACAGAAAAAAACCAUGAACAAAUAAAACCUCUACAAGCAAGUUCUCCAUUGACGAGGAGGCCAGACCGGAGUGCUUUAUAAUGGGCACCACAAAUGAGGAGAUGGUCUCGGUGGAGCAGAACUUGAACCCUCUGUGCUUUGAAUGUGGCCAACAGCAUUGGACAAGGGAGAACCACUUGUACAAUUAUCAGAACGAUGUAGACGAUGACUUGGUCUGCCAUAUUUGCCUUCAGCCCUUGCUACAGCCAUUAGACACCCCUUGCGGCCACACAUUCUGCUAUAAGUGCCUACGGAACUUCCUGCAGGAGAAGGAUUUCUGCCCUCUGGACCGCAAACGGCUCCAUUUUAAGUUGUGCAAAAAAUCCAGUAUCCUCGUCCACAAACUGCUUGACAAACUCUUGGUGUUGUGCCCCUUUUCUUCAGCGUGCGAGGAAGUGAUGCAGCGGUGUGACCUGGAAGCACACCUCAAAAACAGGUAAGUAGGAAAGGCCAUCCACCAGUGAUAACUUAGAAGUUCUGCAUCUUUCAGUCACAUUUGAAAAGUGUGGGAUUGAGCCGUCAAGACUAACAUGCUUAUAUGCCAUGGAUGUCAAUGUGAGUUGAAGUAUGCUUUUCUUUCUCUGGAUUUCGUAUGUAUGUGUAUUUUGGACUGAAACCCUUUUUCUUUUCAGGGGUGUUGUUCAUUUAUUAAUUUGUGUUGCUGUUGUUGUUUUUUAAACACACCUCACUUCUUAUUGCACAGCAAUCCCAGGUCAUGAUACAAUCAAUAAAACCAUUUUAAACUACAGUACUGGCAAUAACAUCCUAAAGCAAGGGUGUUCAGGGUUAAUCCUCUCAGACUUUCCUUCACUCGAGUAAGGCACUGAAAAACCUGGAAAGACCUCUCAAAAGCAAGCCUGGUGCCAACUAUACUACCAUCAAGAUCAGGUCUUUUUCUAGAGGAUCACCUGCUGUGGAAAGAAGUCAACUACAUCCUCUGGGUGAAUUUAUGAACCAUGUUGGCCCCUGAUAAGCCUAGGUUCAUGACGUAUCAUGAGCUAUUGGGAACAGGCUGCAUACUAAUGCUUUCUGCCCAAUCUUCUACUUCACUCCUCCCUGGGCACAAGGAGGAGGGGGGAGGGAAACAGGAAACAACAGUUAAGUUUGGUCUCCCACAAUGUCCAAAUCCAAGAUUGUGGUUUGUGUCUCCCCAACAAGCUGGUAGUCAUAUACCAAAAGCAAAACAUGGUUUAGGGCUGGCUAGCUAGCCUGACUUGUUAGGGAGAACUAAACCAUGAUUCUGGGUUCAGGUGUCCUGGGAAGUCAAGCGUAAUUGUGGGCGUCCAAGCUUUUUCUCCCACUCGAGCUAGGGGAGGGACAAAGAAGAAGCAAGUACCCACCAUGUUGCUUGUUCCCAAUAAAUCACAAUAAGCCUGCAACUUGGGUCACCGCAAUCUGCGAACAAGGCCUAUGCUGUCUCUGCAGCCCACCCAGGAGAAAAUGAAUGUCAUCCAUGGUUAUCAUUAGAAACCUAGGAAGCUGCCUUAUACCAAAUAAGAGCAUUGUUCCAUCUAGCUCAGGAUUUACGCUCUCCAGGGUUUUAGGUAGGAGAGUCCUGCUUAGCCCUACCUGGAGAUGCCAGAGAUUGAGCCUGGGACUUUAUGCAUGCAAAGCAUGUCUGUGAGCCAUGUCCCUUCCCAAAUGCCAUCAUUACCAUGCCAUUUUCAACAUCUAAGAUGUUUUAGGCUGCAAUCCUAUACACACUUUAACCUGUGUGACUAAUACCUACUGAAUUGAGAGGGGGCUUCAAGAAGCGUAGCUGCAACCUGUCGUUCCUGUUUGCAGAUGGGAAACUGAGAUGGGAAACCUGAGAUCUGUCGAUUGCCCAAAUUCACCCCAGUGAAUCUGUAUGUGUUCAGGCUUGCAGCCUUACCUUCUAGGUCCAAGGCCAGCACUCACUAUUAUUCUGAACCACCGGGAACUAGAACAGACUCGACUGGCCUUGGCCUUGCAGUCAUUCUGGCUCAAACCCGGUAGUUUCUAUUGACAAAAUAAUCUGCUUCAUUUAAGCAUAAAAGAUGAAUGAAAUGUCAAUGUAACCCUGAAGCAGCUCUGGAGUGUGUGGCGAAUCUCUGAGCUUGCUCAACAAGGAGAUUAGAAGAAUGGGGCACAAAUGUAAUUAUUUCCUGGUCACUAACCCCGCCCCCAAUAUUACCCUAUUGCCUCAUUAGCAUCCCAUUGAUUUAUCAGAUUUUCAGGUUCAGCAAGUUCUCUUGAGAGCCACAGGCCCCCUCAGAGCACUUUGAGCUCCUCUGAAAUGAGCCAGCGCAAGUCUUGGGUGGACUUUUAAUUCCCUAGCAUGUGACAUUUCAAAACCUUCUUAAAUGUUUAAUAGUCCUUUGGAAUGCACUUUGCCAAAAAGUCAAUUACUGAACAGAGGACCAAGAUUGUUCUACGGGACUCAGCCGAGCUUUCAUUUGAUUCUUGCCAAGUGUUCAGCAAAACCAUACAGAUGUCGAAGAUAGGCAUAGCAACUCAGCAUAUAGUACAGCGUUCAACAAGGGUGGCAACUUUGCUGAAUCAUUUUCAGGGGGUGGGGUGGAGAGACAUGGCGCUGUCCGGAUGCAUCCGGUCACAUUAGACCAGACACACACCCUGGGCUGGGGCUCUGCUGGACACUUGGUACCUAGCAGAGAUCUCUGGGAUUUGUGUAGACCAGGAGUGGGGGACCUUUGGCUCUCCAGAUGUUGCUGAGCUAAAACUCCCAUCAGCCCCAGUUAGUUCAGUAACCUCUGGAGGGCCAAAGGUGCCCUGGCACAAUCAGUGCUGUUUGCAGAACUUAAGGUCCAGUGGGUUGGAUUCAAGCUAAGUUGAAUUUAGGCCAUGCUUGGAAAUCAGUUAGUCAUGGCUUUAGACCAAGUGAUUUCAAUAUUAACUAAGUUCCAUUUAGCUGGGAUCCAGACCCUUAUUUCCCAUACCAAGCUAUAUCAUUCGUGUGUGUGUGAGAGAGAGAAAGAUUCUUUAUUUUUGUAUAUAAUUUUUAUUAAUUUUCCAAUAAAAACAAAUUUAUAACACAAUUAAACAUUAAGAAUUCAUCACACAUCUUUUUUCUUUUAGGCUUCCAUCAACAUGUCUGAUAAUUUUCCGUAGUUAGAGAAGGAGAAAGUUUCGACCCUUGCGCAGUUUGUUUAGUACUGGAAUCCCUUCAAAUUAUUUUUUGUGGUGGACACAUCGCAAUCUCUGCCUUGUGCAUGUUUUAAUGAUGAUGCAGUUGCUUUAAGCAAAAGUUGUUCAUUGACUUCAGAAUACCGGUUCUAAGGCAUUCCAGUUCUCCCUUGGGAUUUGGCAGUCUGUGACAUCAUAACAGGUCAACCAAUGGCAGCAGAGGAGCACAAGUGGCAGAAACGAAAGAGGACCGAACAGAUCAGUGGAUGAGGAAUGCAGGAUAUUUGGGGGUGGGAAAUACAAAAACAACCAAACAUCAAUUUUCUAUUAUUUGUCACUGUGAGAUACUAUCCACAUGGCCACCCAUUUUGACUUGUGCAUAUUACUUGUCAGGGCUUUUCCCCCCCUAGAAAAAGAGGUGGUGGAACUUGCUGAGCACCCACAUGAGUAGAUUUGAGAGAAGACUGCUCCAACCUAUAUUUGAUCUUUGGAGUCAGAGUUUGAUCCAUACAUGUAAUACAAAGGAGAUGGAGCAGACAUCAUACUCAGCUCAUUUCCCCAGCUCCCUGCCCCUCGUGCCCAAGUAUUAUGGGCCCACGUCAUUCCUCUUAAAAGUUUAAGCUAACCCUGGACUGGAUUACAAGGCUAGUUCAGUUUGGGAUGUACUAAUGAGGAAGAGUGGAAGAGUUAGGGUUUCAAAAGCACAUGUGUCUAUCAGUAGGAGGUACAAGUCAGUGAUCACCCAGCAGGAGUCACUCAGUCCCAGCCAGAAAAGUUGCUCUCCUUUUGUUGUUGUUCCUUGUCUGACAAAGAAGGGCUUUCAUGUUACUCUUUCCAUACCUUUCAUCUAAAAAAAUAUAAGGAAGAUUUAACAUUCAGGUAGGGAAUCCCAAUCUUUGGACAACACCUAUCUCUGAAGUCAUGAGAUGGAAAAGGUUCUUUAUCAAAAGACUAGCUAAUAACUGCCCUUCUCCAAAAUAACACUAUAACUCAGCCUCUGCCAACCUGGUGCCCUCCAUAUGUUUUGGACUACAACUUCCAUCAGCUCUGCUGGCAGGUGCUGAUGGGAUUUGUAGUCCAAAAUAUUUGGCGAGCACCAGGUCAGCAGAGGCUAUUUAGCAGAGAUGUCUGUUGGGAGUGUGUGUGUGACAUGGAUUGCUACUCAGUUGGAUCACAAGCAAGACUCCAAAUUAGUCAACCAAAAGCUUUGCUUUUUUUGUCCAGGCAUUUUGUGAGCCUCCUUAUAUUCAUGUGAAGACAUUGUGUUUUGUCCUUAGGUGUCCUGGGGCUUCCCACCGAAGAGCUGCCUUGGAGAGAAGAAAAAACAGCAAAUUGCAGGCAGACGCGGAGAGCGAGAAUGAGAACAGCAUGAUAGAUCACCCAGGUUCUCAGUCUCCUGACGCAGAGCAUUCUGGGACAGGAACAGCACCAGCAGAGCAGAACAUUACAUCAGCAACUGUCCCUGUGUGGACAGAUGAGUCUGGCCUUGACAACCCUGCCUUUGAGGAGAACACAGGAGCUGACAGUAUGUUCUGUUUCUCUUUUGACAUCCUGUUUGUUCUGCCUGUAUUAAACCUUGAAACGUAGGAAGCCCCCAAGCCAGAUUUAUUCUUGCAUGCAAUCAUUUUCAUGGUCAACUUUUUCCACUUGCUUGUUAUUUUUUAAACCUUUUCUCUCUCAUUCUCACUCUGAAGUAGUUAGGGCUGCAAACCAUGGUUUGAGAAAUACCUUAAUUAACUGGGCUUAAAAAAAAAUCUACCUGGUUAAUCAGGUCACCUUUUUAAGUAAUCAACAAAAAAAUGAAUUGAUAAAUCUAAUCAUAAUCAGCUCACUGAGCUCAGAAUUUUGCCUUAGAAGGGUUCAAAUGCCGUUCAGGAAAGAAAAUUAAGAGAGAUUGAUUGCCAAGCCAAAGGUCCUUCCGGAAUAUGCUGGGAUUUGAACCAACAUCUCUUAAGAGUGUCAUGAUGUUUGAAAUUCAUCCUAGUGUACUGUUUAUGCACACAUGAAUAACUGUACAGUAGUACCUCGGGUUACAGACGCUUCAGGCUACAGAUGAUUCAGGUUACAGACUCCGCUAACCCAGAAAUAGUACCUCGGGUUAAGAACUUUGCUUCAGGAUGAGAACAGAAAUUGUGCUCCGGCGACACGGCAGCAGCGGGAGGCCCCAUUAGCUAAAGUGGUGCUUCAGGUUAAGAGCAGUUUCAGGUUAAGAACGGACCUCCGGAAUGAAUUAAGUUCUUAACCCGAGGUACCACUGUAGUGCUAUUUUGGAAGCAGGGUGAAGUGGGCACCUCAGGCAGCCAGGUGAUUUGGGGUAUCAUAAGAGCAGACCAAAGGCUCAUCUGGCUCAGCAUCCUAUUCUCAGAGUAGCCAACCAGAUGCCGUGGGGAACCCUGCAAGCAGGACCCUCCUGCAGUUUCCAGCCACUGGCAUUCAGAAGUGUACCACCAUAGCUGCCACCAAAGCAGAAUAUACCAUUUGGGUCCCCCCCCCCACCUCAAUGGAGCCUUCUAAAAUUGAUCUGGGUUGAUGGAAAUGCUCUGCAAAGCGGUGCAUAGCUCAGUGCACUGUAUGGCCUUUGCUGUCAGUGCACUGAGUAUUCCAGUAAGCAUUUUCUAGAGCAGGCCUGCCCAGCCAAGACAGACAGACAGAUGCAGAGGUGUAGGGCAUUAUUGGAGGAUGUUAUUAGAGAAUAUAAAACAUUAUCCAAGGAUGCAGACUGAUGCCCAUGCAAAACCAUGGGUCUCCAUUCAGCCUCCUUGCACUUUCCUUUGAAGUAUCCAUGCGAUUUGCCCUCUAUCUAUCACGGUGACCACAGUGGCAACUUGGAGAAAUGCCCUCUGGCACCUACACAAGUUGGUACGUAGCCAUCUGAUUCACCCAGGCUUGCUUACAUAACCCAAGGGUAACCAUAGCACUUACUUUGCACUUUGUUUCCUAGAUUGAGCACCUCACCUUGGGCUUUCAUCCUGCAGUUUAUUUCACUAGAUUGCAUCCGUUCCUCCUGCCCAAGUCACUGCCAGUUCAGCUUUAGCCCAACUGGUUGUAGGAACUUCUUUUACCGCUUCCACCAAGGUCCAUCUUGUCCAGCCUUUCCUAGCCUGGUACCCUCCAGAUGUUGCUUUACUCUGGCUCACAUCUGUCCCAGUCAGCAUGGGGAGUGGCCAGGGAAGGUUGUCCAAACCGCCUGGAGGGGUUGAGAUUGGUAAACACUGGUCCAACAAUCAGCUGCCUUCGGGAGUUGUAGAAGCAGAGCAUUAGACUUCUCUCACUGUCUGUCUACCCCAGCAUGUAGUGGUAUUCAGAAGAAGAGUGCCCCUGAACAUGGAUAAAUUAUUUCAUUAUCAUUCAUUGACUUGGCUUCCAUGACUUUUCCUAAUCCUUUCUUUAAGUCAGGGUUCGGGAACCUAUGGCGUUCCAGGUAUUGUUGGUCUCUUAACACCUAUCAUAUACAGCCAGUGUGGCACAAUGGUCAGGACGAUGGGAGUUGUAGUACAGCAACACAUGGAGGGCCACAGGUUUCCUACCCCUGGUUUAAAACCAUUUGAGCUAGCGAUGCAGCUGACAUUAGGAAGCUUUUCAUUUGGUUUUUUAAAAUGUAUUUAUUCAUGGCAUUUUUCUACUGCCCAUCCCCAGAUUCUUCGAUGUGGUUUAGAAAAGUUAUGAAUCAAUAAAAUAAUGUAUAGAUAUACAUAUUAAAAACAAUACCUAUCUGUAUUAAAACAGUAUCUAUACAGUCAAUGUAAGGCUAUUAGAAACCAGCAUAAAAUCAAUUUAAAACCUACCAGAAAGCAGCGUAAGAGAAAAACAAUUAACGGCACAGAGGUAAAAAAUACAUUAAAAAUACAACUAAAAAGGCUCUCCAUCAUCCAUUUAAGGGUACUGGUGGCUGCUGCUUCUGAAUAAUGAAACCCUAGUGUGAAAAUAUAAAAUCUCUCUUUUAAUGCAGUUAUGGGAAGGAUAGUUUGUAAUUCCUCCCCUCUUAAUGUGCUUCCUCUGAAGCACUGUGUUUUCUGCAGAUAUCAUCAAACAUCUUGUUAAAAUUAGAUUCCCCAUUAUCAACUCUCAGCUAUCGGAUGUUUUUCUACCAAAAGAAAAAAGAAAAAAGAAAACUGAAUAAUACCAGCAUUCACCUGCAGUUACCCUAUGGUAAUGUUUCAGUCUGGAGUUUUAGAGAGGAAGCGAAGUCUUAUCAGAGAGGAAAGGAGUUCUUCCGCUUCCCCUUCCUAGAGUGGCGUGCAAUCUGGUCAGCCACUCAUGAGCAUCCCAUGUUCGUUACAGUUGGUUUCCUGUAUUUGUGCCUCAGGGCCUUUCUGAAUUCAUCCUUCCGCACUUAGGAUGGCACCAGUUACUGCGGUUUCACAGCCAGCCUCCAGGGCAAUUUCACUCAUCUUACUAAAAUCCUGAGGGCCACAUUUGCCCCCGGCUUGAAGCUCUCCACUCCUGUGCUGUGCUGAUCACACCCAUGUCUAGAGGCCCAUCGUAGUGCAGUAAAGCUCCUGGUUUUGUUGUCUGCCUGCAAUUUCAAAAGUAGGUGGGCUGAUGAGAAUGUGGCAGGGCACAAUCCUGUACAUGAAUCUAGUGGGCAGGGCUUAGCCUGCCAGGUGUAAGUUGUGCAAGUUUGGUUUCAGCUGAUCUGCAUUACAAUAUGUCAGGUAUCCUGUUGUUUGUUGCUCACGAGCUUCCUCUGUUGAGGGACAAAAAUGUAUUUAAGCGUCCAUAUUGUUCUCCUUUCCAAUCGGGCAGCAACCCAUCAGCCGCCGAGUUUGCCGGAAGGUGAGAUCACCACCAUAGAAAUCCAUCGGUCCAAUCCUUAUAUCGAGCUGGGAAUUAGCAUAGUGGGUGGCAACGAAACACCUUUGAUCAACAUUGUUAUUCAAGAGGUUUAUCGAGAUGGGAUCAUUGCCAGAGAUGGAAGACUCCUUGCCGGAGAUCAAAUACUGCAAGUACGUAUCUAAUUAUAUAUUCUUCUCAACUUGCGUGUGUCCGGACUGUGCUGUUCUAUAUCAAAGAGAGAAGAGAGAGAGAAAGAGAGAGGGUGUCAUCAUUUCCUGGCAGUCAAUUGGAAUUCUCUAUUCAGGACAAAUGUUAGCAUGGCAGUCUCUGGUUGGGAAACAUUAUUCAGGCAAUGUGAGUUUGCCCUUUCAGCAUUGAUACUGGUGAUUUAUGCGGCUCUUGGGGGUUUCUCAUCCUAUAACUCUUUUCCAUUCUGGUGCAUCUUUCUAAAUGUGGCAGUCAGACUGGAUGUCUUGUCCUUUUGUAAAACGAUGUGCUUAUGUUUCCUUUAGCUUUCCAUGCCCCGAGAGGUUAUUUUUUGAUAAGACGUUAAUGUAAUUUAACUAGCACAGCAGUAUGUAUUACCAGUGCUAUUUUUCUAGAAAAAGAGGUGCCAGAAUGCACCAUGAACGCUUCCCUUGUUCUCUUAUAAUGGCAGUGGUGCCCACCUGAGAGGUACCGGAACUGAGUUUCAGCUGAAAAAAAGCUCUGUGUAUUACUAGUGAUCAUUUCUAUAAAUUCCACACACACACACACACACCCUUAUUGAUCUUAAAAACUGCAAGAAAGAGGUUAGGCUCAAAUCAGGGUAUGUGAAAAUUGUAACUUGGGAGCAUCCAAACCCUUUCAAGUAAGAACUUUCGUGUGUGUGUGUGUGUGUGUGUUUUGUUUUGGGGAGGAGACAUUUUCAAAAUAGAAGAUCUUAGCAAGUAGGACUAGUUGGCUGGUACCCUGAAUGGUGCACUCCACACUCCAACAUUUUGUUGCAUGUCCCACUGACAUGGCCCUAAUUCUUUUCUUUCAGGUCAAUAACUUUGAUAUCAGCAACGUGUCCCACAACCAUGCCAGGGCCAUCCUUUCCCAGCCUUGCACGGCGCUGCACCUGACGGUGCUCCGAGAGAGACGCUUUGGGAGCCGAACUCACAACCACAGUGACAGCCCCCCGCAGCGAGAGGAUAGUUUCCACGUGACCCUGCACAAGCGCGACUCCAACGAGCAACUUGGCAUCAAGCUGGUGCGCAGAACGGACGAGCCUGGGGUUUUCAUCCUUGACCUUUUGGAAGGCGGCUUGGCUGCUCAGGACGGCCGGCUCUGUAGCAACGACAAAGUGUUGGCUAUCAAUGGGCACGACCUGAAGCAUGGCACCCCAGAACUGGCUGCUCAGAUUAUCCAGGUAAAUUUCAGCUGAAUCUUGCAGGGUGAGAAAGCAGUCACAACGGUCUGCUAGUUACCAAGGAUGCUGAUGUUGCAAAUUUUAAGGGAAACCUAGCGAGAUAAGAGUAUAAACCAGAAUGAGGAACCUGUGGCGUGUUGGACUCCAACUCUCAUCAUUCCUGACUGUUGGCCAUGCUGGCUGGGACUGAUGGGAGUUGGAGUCCAACAACAUCUGGAAGUCCACAGGUUUUCCAUCCCUGGAUUGGAAAAAUGUCAUAUCUGAUGCUCAUACCGCUAAACCAGACAUGUCCAACGCGUCGAUGGAUUCUGGUCGGUCACGACCAAGGCCUCGUCGUCUCCACCUGCUGCCCUCUCCCAUGGCCACCAGGCACCCUCAAUGCGUGCUCGGCUGCAGCCGGAGCAACUCCUCAGGUGGUAUGGCCCAUUGAGGUUCUGCUUAGCUAGGCUUGCUCACCACUGCUGCAGCAAGUGCUCUGGCUGGUGCUAGUGCCGCCUCUGCCUCACAGCCAACUCCCACACCCCGCUAAAGCCACUGGCUUUGCCUGAUGCCCAGCCAGCUGGCCGGCCCUGGAAAGGCACAAGGCAUCUGCCUCCGCCCCCUACAAUCCGCAGCCGUGGGGCAGGGAGGUGAAGAUGAGGCGCAUGGGCUCUACAUGGGCUGCAGCGCUGUGGCGGGGGCUGCGGGAAGGGUGAGAGAGAGACAAUGAUGUCCUUCCUCCUUCUCUCCCCUCCCGCCGGUUCCCGUAGAAAGAAAAUGUUCCCUCUCUCCUAGUUCUACAUGGAUGCUGAACUUUCCCCACCAGCUCUUCAUCUGGUAAAGGGGGAAUUGGAGAUUUGGGGGCGUGUUGGCUUCCCACAUGCACCAAGGGCCCUAGGAGGGGGCUGUUGUGGGGGUAAUAAUUUGUUAUUAUUUUUAUCAUCAUCCUAAUUUAUUAUUUAUACCCCGCCCAUCUGGCUGGGCACCCCCAGCCAAAUAUAAUAUUUUUAAGUUGAAGAAUGACAAUGGGAGAGUGUGGUAGAUUACUGCCAGUUUUUGAUACUCAAUAGCAGAGCCUGCUGGAAAUUGGACAUGACUGUGCUAAACCAGCUUGUUAGCAUGGAGUCUCCUUGGACUCUUACUUGUGCAAUGAAGGCUGUUUUCCAUAUUAAAAUGAUAUGGUUGGUUUCCCUAACGCAAGGAGUUGUUUUGUUUCACUAAAGGGAGGAAAGCAUGGGUUUGUUCACACACUCUUAGGCUGUGUAUAGAAAUCAGCUUUUAAUACUACAUGAACCAGUGCUUUGACUGGGUGUCAUGUAUCUUAAUAACAGGAAACGUUCUCAACUGGCAAGACUUCUGCCAGGGACGCUGGAGAGCUGCUGGCAAUGAGAUUAGAUACUGCCAGUCUGGCUGAACCAAUGAUCAGACUUGGUGCAAAGCAGGUUUUUAGGUCUCUUUUAAAACCAACGUAGAAUGAUGUACCCUGUUCAGUUCUUUUGAUCAACACUGAUCAACAUUUACAGCUCAGGGAGAGAUCACCAGCUAGGCUGGAGCCUUCUGAUGAUAUUCUGCAUCCACAGAGCUUGAACUGGAACGAUUGAGCCCUGUAAAUGGGAAUCCCCACCAAAAAUGCAAAAUGGGAGGUCACCCUGAGGACCCCUGUGUUACUGCACUGGCAUUUGAGACACCCUCUUGCUUUGUGAAUGGGUGCAUGGGAAGAGACUGGGAUCAGGAAGGAGAAGAGGGGGAGCAGGUAGUUAAAAGGGGAAUUUUUAAAAUACUCGUUUCAAAGGAGAUGCCAACCUUUCAAAAAAAAAGGGGGGGUAUUACUUCAAGCAAACUACUAGGCAACCCAUAUUCAUCCGUCCCAGCUCAUCUCCUCGAUCACUGUGUCUCUCACACACGCAUGACCAUCUCAGUUUCCACAGGAAAGCAACCUUUAACAGGACAUCUUGUGGUGUACUAGAGAAACAGCAUUGUUUUCCCGCUUUUAGGGAAACUGCUAUGGCAUCCUGGAGCAUAACAUCACAGACCUGCAACUGUAAUAAAUCACUGUUCCAAAAUACUGAAAAUUGUUCAGGAAUGGGUUUCUGUGCAGAAUGGCUGCUGAGUGCAGUGGCAGAUUUAUAGGCAUGAACUGAGUUUAAGCCUCUUAGGUUGCAUCAUCAUACUUUGAUUGAGUAGAACGUUACCUGCAUAUUUGCCACCUCAGCCAGCCAGUUGGCAAGAUCUUUUGUCUUUGCCUCUUUUUUAAAUGAAACAAAACAGCCCAUCAGAAGUUCCUAGUUUAAAAUUCUAAUUAAAAAAAAUAUUAUUAACUAGUUCACUUUUAUGCAUUUAGCUCCGUCAUAUUUUUGGACAUGGUCACAUUUAUGUAGGUGAACAAACAGGGCCCUCCAAAAGGGUUGUGUGCACAGGGCCUAGUUCAGUUCUGGUACUCAGAAGAGAUUCCUGGGCGCAGAAUUCUUCCAUUCUAUACCUUUUGCAUCAGGCUGCAGUUGGUGGCUAGUUGGCUUGUGAGAAAAAGCAGAAAUCUCCCCCGCUAUCACCCUGCGUCAUGCAUAGUCCAUUUUAUUUUAGGGCUGUCUGGCUGUGGUGCUGGCAAUAAUUCUGAUUUCUUCCCAACUGCCCUUCCUGUUCCUUUUUUUUGUUCCCCACAGGCCAGUGGCGAGAGGGUGAGCCUAGCCAUUUCCAGGCCUGCCAAGUCACAGAUCGUGAGCAUUGUCAGAGAUGGAGGGAUUCACCCCAUCAGCCAACACCAAUCUCAUUCGCUGUAUCACAGUAACAGGCCCAGCCCACAUAAGGUAAGCUGGAGGGCGGUGGGGCUUGCUGACCACUGAAAGUAGUGCCUAGUCAUUACUAGAAAAGUUGUGGCAAGCAGUUUCAUAGGGGGGUCAUGAAUUGCUGGAGGGAGGGUGGAAAAAAUUGAACUGCCCUGAAAUUUACGGGUAUACGGCGGUAUACAAAUUUAAUAAAUAAUGAUAGUAACGUCUGCUCCAGUGGGUAGUGUGGCUCUUCCUAUGAGUGGUUGAAUGGCACCUAUCAAUAUCAGUGUCAGAGGCAGUAUUUUAUCUUAUUUAUUAAAUUUAUAUCCCACUUGCUGUCAGGUGGCAGAGGAACCAACCCCCACUGCAGGUUGCUAGGAACGGAUAAGGAAAAGUCCUUACCAUCUGCGUUUUAUUCAAUAUUUACAGAGAGAGGCUUGAGAAUGCAGCCUCUUAGAAUAAUGGCAUCCCAAGUAAAUCUCCACCCCCCUUUUCUUCCUCAUUCCUCAACAGCACAAACACACCCUUACGGUUGGCACUUAGAGGUCAUCUUUGCUCUCCUACUUUGAAGGCUCGCUGAGUUCUGGGAGAUGGAGAGCCUGGAAUGCUUUCUAGUGACAAUGUGUCAGCCAGCUGCUGCUCUGGCUCUGCCUGCUCCUCCUCUCCUGUUAUUUCCCAACUUUCCCCCUCAUCUUCCUCUGAGCUGUGACCUCCCUCAAACCCCCAUUGUAAUUCUGAACUGUCUUCCUCUUCUCUGGAAGGGUCAGGCUGGGGAGGCGGUCUCCACCAUUCUUCCUCUGCCCAGUCCCUGACACUUGCAGGCAUCCUGUUGGCCACUGUAUGAACAGGAUGCUGGAAGAGAUGAUGGACCUCUGGCCUGAUCCAACAGGUGGCUCUUGCCUCCCUAUGUUCUUCUUAUGUUCUCGUGUUCUUCUUAUGUUCUCCUGUGGUCCUUUGUUCUAUGAAAAAUUGGUACUCUUCGCAAAUCAGAGUGAGCAACACCUGAGCAUAUAAUUUCAACAGCUGGCACUAGUUGUGAGUCUUUGAUGCUGAACACUUCCACACCUCCAAAAGAUAACUGUCCUAAACAGCCCCCCCCCAAGGGUGGAGUGAUGCUUGGCUAUUGUGCAACCACCCAGCAUGGUACAGUGGUACCUCGCAAGACGAAUGCCUCGCAAGACGAAAAACUCGCAAGACGAAAGAGUUUUUCGUUUUUUGAGUUGCUUCGCAAGACAAAUUUCCCUAUGGGCUUGCUUCGCAAGACGAAAACGUCUUGCGAGUUUGUUUCCUUUUUCUUAAAACCGUUAAUACCGUUAAAACCGUGCUUCGCAAGACGAAAAAUUCGCAAGACGAAAAAACUCACAGAAUGAAUUAAUUUCGUCUUGCGAGGCACCACUGUAUCUAGAGGCAGACAACAAGGUACAGUAACAUUUUGCAUUUCCCGGGAAGUUUAUGGAGGUGCUCCAGAUCUCAGCUCUUCUUCUGUUUUUUUGCUAGGGCAGGAUGGGUGGAAUAAAUACCACAUCUUUAUAAAAGGCUAAAUAUGGAUUUCAGAUUCAACCUGACUUUAAUGGACGGUAUUUGACUUUUUGCAGGACCUUUCCCAAUGCGUUACUUGCCAAGAGAAGCAUAUCACGGUGAAGAAAGAGCCCCACGAGUCCCUUGGCAUGACAGUAGCAGGAGGCCGAGGAAGCAAGAGUGGGGAGUUGCCAAUAUUCGUCACGAGCGUGCAACCUCAAGGCUGCUUGGCAAGAGACGGCAGGAUCAAAAGAGGUGGGACUAGAAUGGGCUCCUCAGGCAGCGUGUUGCGCUGUUCCCAAUUAGCCAAAGUGCAAAGCUCCCCACAACCCCCACUGAAAUGAAUGGGGGGUGCCAUUUCUCUUGCAAACCUCCCAUUGGUUUCAUUGGGAAGUUCGUAGUUUCUGUGCAGAGAUCUUACGGGGGUAACAACUGUUCCUGUAAUCAUUACAAAUAACGUCCAUUGUAUAGGCAAGUUACAAUAGAAGAGUCCAAGCUAGAUUUCACAUUGAAUAUGUGUUCCAGUAUCUGAAGUAUAUUCCUUCCUGCCAGGGAUGAAUGAGAUUGUAGGCUAGCCCCAUCAUCCUUUCUGAGCAUCAGUUUUAAUGCUUGAGGUGUAUAAAUGAUUUUUGGGAAGCACUUUUCUCAGCUAGCCCUUUUUAUUUCCCCCCUUUCCUAAAUAAUAAUAAUAAUAAUAAUAAUAAUAAUAAUAAUUUAUUAUUUAUACCCCGCCCAUCUGGCUGUGCUUCCCCAGGCACUCUGGGCGGCUUCCAACAAAAUAUUAAAAUAUCGUAAUACAUCAAACAUUAAAAGCUUCCCUAAAGAGGGCUGCCUUCAGAUGUCUUCUAAAAGUCUGGUAGUUGUGCUUCUCUUUGACUUCUGGUGGGAGGGCGUUCCACAGGGCGGGCGCCACUACCGAGAAGGCCCUCUGCCUGGUUCCCUGUAACUUGGCUUCUCACAGCGAGGGAACCACCAGAAGGCCUUCGGCGCUGGACCUCAGUGUCCGGGUUGAAUGAUGGGGGUGGAGACGCUCCUUCAAAUGAGUUCUGCAUGUCUCUAAAGCAGAGAGACACAUUUUUUACUGUUUAUAUUGGGGAGGGCAGAAGGAAGAACUUUGGGGCUUCUCCCACCCCACCCUGAAAGCACACUAUGAAGGGCUUGAAUGUAUCGCACAACGUGCAUAAUAUUCACUCCUUUUUCUGGAUCUGUUAGCCACGGGUAAAGAGCAAGAAGUUGUUCAUGACUUAGGAGAUGCAUCCUCUGUUUAUCGCAGAGCCAGCAACACUGCAACAUAACCAUAAACGCCGUGCAUCUUGUGUCACUGUUGUAAAAAUCUAUUGGCAGCUGACAAGCAGCCUAGCAGGUUGGACUUGCAUCACACAGGACCUACUAGCCUCAUUAGGAUUGGAUUAGAAACAAGCCAAGAUGUUUCCCCUUCCCAAAAUGCAGAUAACUCUGCUUAUUUCCAAGCCAACCCAAUUAGGCCUUCGAGAGCCUCUGAACCCCCUCUCUUCCCCCUUCAGUCUUGCACUGCAUCCCUUCCACCUCGCUUACCUGGCUGCUAUUGAUGCUUCAGCAAUGGCUGCAAGUGGGAGGCAGGAAAGGAGGGAGGUCUCCCCCAUCAAACCAUCUGGUGCCUGGUGUGCAACAUUCUGGCCUGCAAACAUGCCCCUGAGAUAUGUCGUUUUCCCAAAGACUGCUGACUUUGCAGUCCAGAAGUGGACGUCACUAUGCCAGAUGCUUCUGUUCCAACCUGGGUUUGGACCACCUUGCGUACCAUCACAGGUGCACGUGCCUGUAGGGUCCAGGUGCGAGUGAGGAGCAGAAAACAACAAGCUAUGCAUUUGCACAGGAAAGCCACAGGUUUCUGGACCAACUAAUGGCUUCUGUUUUCUUUUUUCCACCAGGCGAUGUGCUGAUGAAUAUUAACGGCAUUGAUCUGACCAACCUAAGCCACAGUGAGGCAGUGGCCAUGCUGAAAGCCAGUGCUGCCUCUUCCGUCGUUGCCCUCAAAGCUUUGGAGGUCCAGAUCGCUGAAGAACAGCCCCAGGCCAAUGAUGAGCAGCCCAGCACCAUCAGUGAGAACGAAUAUGAUGCAAGUUGGUCCCCAUCAUGGGUUAUGUGGCUGGGGCUUCCCAGGUACUGCUGGACAAUCAGACAACCUUACUUUGACUUGUGGUCUUCUGCACUGCUGGCAUUCUUGUUUGGCCAGGCCUCUGGAAUAGCCUUUAGGCCACCUGAUUAAUAUUUCUUAGUUAACAAAAUCAGUGUACCACCCAUUUGUGAGUGCAGAUCUCUUCUAUGUCUUGGUCUGGCUUUGCAUCUAGUGUGCCAUAUUGCAGAAUGCAGAGUAGCACUGCACAAGAGAAGCAGACCUCUCUGUGACUGUUGGAAAGGGAGGCCCACAGCAUCCAACUGCAGUGUCCUCACCCUAACGGGGAAAUGCAUCCCCAAAAUGAGCAGCAGAGAGAACGUUGAUUAGCAUAACAUUUUAUGCAUAUUCUAAUUUAUGGGCAAUAUUCAAAAAUUAUAUUUGGAGCAGACCUGUUGAAAUUAAUGGACCUAACUUACUCGGGUUCAUUAAUUUCUGUGGGUGUACUCUGAAUAAAACUAAGCUGACUACCACCCUAUGAGAGGGAUUCACCUAACAUGUCCCAUCAAUGGAAACCCUUUGCUUGUGCAAUGGGGCUUUCCCCCUCUACUCUCUUCUCAUGCCCCCUGAAAUUGGCUGUAGGGAUUUGGAAGAGCCCCCAGAACAGCACAGGAAAGGAGGGGGGAGGAUUGUUCUGUCGGGCAAGCAGCAAUGAUUGUGCAAAUGGAACAUUAAUCAAAGUGUGAUGUUGAAUUCUACCUGUUAUGUGUAGAUUAGAAUAGAUUAUUAGGGUAGAUUACUGCAACACAUUAUAGAUGGGGCUGCCUCUGAAGAUAGUUCAGAAACUUCCACUGGUGCAGAAUUCAGUGGCCAGGUUGCUCACUGGGGUAGGACAGUUUUGAGUAUAUAAUGCCAAUCCUGGCUUGACUGCAUUGGCUGCCAAUUCGUUUCCAGGCCUAAUUCAAAGUGCUGGUUUUUGACCUAUAAAGCCUCAAACAGCUCAGGACCCCAACACCUCAAGAACUGCCUCUCCCUGUAUGAACUGACCCGGACCCUGGGAUGAUGUUGAAGCCCUUCUGUGUGCGCCUCCUCCACGGGAAGCCUGGAGGGCAGCAAGUUGAGAACGGGCCUUUUCUGCAAUGGCUCCCUGCUUGUGGGAAGCUCUCCCCAGGUGGCACCUUUGUUAAAUCAUAGAAUCAUAGAAUCAUAGAGUUGGAAGAGACCACAAGGGCCAUUGAGUCCAACCCCCAGCCAAGCAGGAAACACCAUCAGAGCACUCCUGACAUAUGGUUGUCAAGCCUCUGCUUAAAGACCUCCAAAGAAGGAGACUCCACCACACUCCUUGGCAGCAAAUUCCACUGUCGAACAGCUCUUACUGUCAGGAAGUUCUUCCUAAUGUUUAGGUGGAAUCUUUAGACACCAGGCAAAACAAUUCCUCUUCACCCAAGCCUUUUGCUAAUUAAACAAUUAAUGACCUUUUAAACUGUGCAUGGAAGGGGGUAUAAUUGUUGUUUGUUACUAUGUUAUGUGUUUUUGCAUUUUCAUAUUGUAAAUUGCCCUGUGAUCCUCACAUGAAGGGUGGUAUAGAAAUUUUAUAAUAAUAUUAUUUUCACAGCUGCCUGCAUAGUUGCCAUGAUGUGGUGCUACGGAGGAGCAAUUUAGCAAGCUGGGGCUUUAGCAUUGUCGGCGGCUAUGAGGAAAAUCACACAAAUCAGCCUUUCUUCAUAAAAACAAUUGUCCUGGGAACACCAGCGUAUUUCGACGGAAGACUCAAGUAAGCUGUUCUGGUUCUUUCUUUUUAUGUGUAUCUGAAACAAGGAAGGACAAUAGCUAGCGCUUGUAUGUGAUUCUGCAAAUUCUUUGUGACAUUCUAUAGUAUGUUUAAAUUGUGUGCUCUAAACGUAUUCCCCUGUAAAUUUAUAAUGUGGUCAUACUGAGCUUAUUUGCAUGUCCAUUCUUUUUUUUUUUUUUGUACACAACAUAGUCACCUUUCAAAAUUGAUAGUUUUUUAAAAAAUGAAAAAGCUUAUCCACCAAGGUUAGGGUUGAUUUCAAGUAAACUAGCUGGAAAUAACAACCUUGUGAGUGAAGGUAAGCCAGGAACCUUGUCUUAAUAAACCAUAGCGUGCAGAAGCUGUGAACUAGCACACAGCACCCAAUCGUUCUUUAGAGCAGUUGUUUUCUCUUAGGCAAAUGUAUAGAGAUUUAAGCCAUAGAAUUAAUCCGUCACAGCGCAUUCCUGUGUGUGCCUGUUCAGUAGUACAUCCCAGGGUUGUGAAUGAUCCCAGGGUUAGGCUACCGCAACUUUGUCAUGUUACUAGCCCUCACUAGCUUCUAUCUCUGUCUUUUAGAUGCGGUGAUAUGAUUGUUGCGGUCAACGGACUUUCAACCGUGGGCAUGAGCCACUCAGCACUGGUUCCUAUGCUGAAGGAACAGAGGAACAAAGUAACAUUGACAGUUAUCUGCUGGCCAGGAAGUCUUGUAUAGACUUGCAAAAAAAAGGAAAACAAAAGGAAAACAAACACCACUUUGAUUCAAGCAGCUUAAUUUUUCUAGAUGGCUGGUUCAAAAUCUUCAAGCUGUGUUUUCUCUCCCCCCUCCCUUUCUACUACUUAUGCAGCUGGUAAUAAGCUGGGCCAAAAACUGCUACAUUCAUACCUUGCGGGGGAGCUAGGGAUGGGAAAGGAAGACUCUCAACCUCACUGUGUGUCUCUUUCCAUCUCGAAACCACCAUUUCUGCCAUGUUUGUUGUGUUUUUGCUUUGUUUUUCCACAAGUUGUCCCAUCUAAGCAUCCACGUG
Molecule: messenger RNA, 78083 nt
Organism: Podarcis lilfordi (Lilford's wall lizard)
Lineage: Eukaryota; Metazoa; Chordata; Lepidosauria; Squamata; Lacertidae
Source: the annotation of a GenBank genome assembly